AUGGACCAGAACCUGUUUGGAGGGGCCCCCAGAUUCCUCACGCGGCCCAAGGCGUUCGCAGUGUGCGUGGGCAAGGAUGCCACUCUAAGCUGCACCAUCGUGGGCAACCCCACCCUAAUGAUUACCUGGGAAAAAGAGAAGCUACGUCUGACCUCCGGGGGCCGCUUCAAGAUGGUGGAUGAUGGUAAUGUCUACCGCCUCACCAUCUACGAUCUAACCCUGGAAGACAGUGGCCAGUACAUGUGCCGGGCCAAAAACAACGUUGGGGAGGCAUACGCAUGCGUAACCCUUCAUGUAGGCCUUCCACAGGAGAUGGUGGAGAGGGCCCCCGUCUUCAUGGUCAAGCCUACCUCUGCACGCGUGGGCCUGGGGGGUGAUGUGGUCUUCCACUGCCGGGUUGCGGCUUACCCAGAGCCCAAAUUUGACUGGGAUAAGGACGGGCGUUACCUGGCCGAGACAAACCGCAUCAAGGUGACCUCGGACGGCGACAGCAGCUCCCUGAGGAUCCAGAGCGUGCGCAGCCUGGACAGCGGCACAUACACCUGCCGCGCCCAGAACUCGGUGGGCCGCUCGAACUCCGCCGCCGCCUUGGUCAUAGACACCCAGGACUCCCGUCACCUGUGCCAGGACAAGAGCACCUCCCUCCUCUCCCACCUGCAGAAGCGUAAAGAAGGGAUCUCCAUCUACCGCACAGCCGAGACCAGCAGCUCCUGUUACAACUCCACCACCACCCCUUCCACGGCCACCAAUAUGGUCACAGACGGGCUGAGCGCUCUGGGUCUGGACCAUGGCAGCGCAGCACUGGUCAGCCAGCUACCCAAAAGCGUCUUCACCCGCACCUGCACGGUGACUGAGGGCAAGCAUGCCAAGCUCAGCUGCUUCGUGACGGGUCACCCCAAGCCUCAUAUCAUCUGGAGGAAGGAUGGGGGGAACAUCGGCGAGGGACGCAGGCACAUCAUGUAUGAGGACCAGGCCGAGAACUUCAUCCUCAAGAUCCUGUACUGCAAGCAGAGCGACAAUGGCCUGUACACCUGUAAUGCCUCCAAUAUGGCCGGACAAACCUACAGCGCUGUGCUGGUGAUCGUUAAAGGUAAGAAGAGCUUUUUUAAAACCUUUUGACAAGCUUGGUAUACAGUAUGCUCACUGGUGUAGCACACACCUCCGUAGCCCUCGUGGUUGGGGUUCCCCCAGGGGUCGGGCCCACCAGAUAGCAUAAGCCAUGAUUACAUUUUUUGGAAUGACAGGAAAUUAGCUUUAAAACUGCAGAUUUUUAGAUCAGCCUCAUGGCAAAAUGUGUCAAAUAUACAUGUACAAUGUUUUUCAUUUCUUUUUUUGGUUGGGGGGGCUUGCUCGGACCUUACGGGGGGCUCCACGAAAAUGCGCUACGCCACUGAGUAUGCUGUUAUGUUGGUACAGUCUUUCAAGAGCGAUGUUUGGUUUGAAUAUACUGUAAAUUAUAUAAAAUAGUGAAUUUACUCUAUGGAUGAUCAUUUCAAUUUGUCCAUUCUCAAAGAAAAUGUUUAGCAUUUGUUUUUUCAUAGUCUCGCAUUGCCAUAUCUCGCAUUGCACUCCCAAGUCUAGUUCAUCACUUGGCUGUUGAGGAAAAAGUUAGGAUCGUUUUUCCAUAAUAUUUCCAUGACAAGGCAAAAGGAUUCAUGACUCAUGGAGGGACAUAACAAUGCUUGUCAUGUAGGGAGAUGACCUUAGAUUAGUCUCUCUCAUUGCUCUAUAUGAAUUGGCUGAUACCGGACUAGUAUAUAAGUUAUAAAUAUAACAUUUGUUUAAAUAUAGCUCAAGUGUCUGCAAUGCAAGCCUACAUAACAGUUUGUCAUUCUUGUGAUGUCGAGGUCCCCCUGUACUGGACUUGUGCACUUCGAAGCAUUGGUUUCAGAGAGUGUUUAAACAUGAUAGCUAAAGAAAUCUGAGGAGGUUAACUGAGUGUGUGUUUCCCUUGAGAUAGUGUAUAAUGUCAUACAGUCAUGCUCUUUCUGAAAUGAAUUUCGACAAGUCUGUCUAUACCAAUGACUGUAUACUGUAUAUGAAUGGACAAAGCCAUCGAUCACGUGACACCAUUCAUUCCUAUGUGAAGACUCAAUAUUGCAUUUGAAGCCAAGUCGGGUUAAGAUGGCAUCUCAUGGAGACAUAACAUGCACAGUUUGAGCUACUCCAGGAAGUGGAGUUGCAGGCUAGCUCAGUUAUGCCCCUUCUCAUUGAGUAAGAUUGACCACAAAGAUUGUCAUUUCCCCAUUCACUAUAAUGGGGGAUCCUGUUUUCUGCAAACAAUGCCUGCAGUACCGCGGUCAGCCUUCGUGGCUUGAUGAGAGGGGGCAGUUGUUCUCCCCUGGUCUACACUACCAGAAUUAACGAAAGUAAGCUAAAACGUUCACCUGAGCACAGUUUAACUUUUCUCCAACAUAGACUUAAAUGCUGGCAGCGAUAUGAAGGGGGAGUGUUGUAUUUGAUCUAUUUUAAGCCGGUGAUGAGUAGUUCACAAUGCCUAUUAGCCCGCUGUGACCCCCAGGCGCCAGAGCUAGGGUGACUUUCCAUGAGCCACCCCUGAUUGGCUAGAAGCCUGGAGCAUGGAUUAUCAAUGGCGGUUAUUAAUCUCUGUCUCAAUUUGACAGCGAGUGCAGAGCCCAUGGCAGUGCAUUUGGUUGCGUCUGGUUAUAAUUGAUGCCGGAUAAUGGAUACUCGACAUGCCUGCCUUGUUGUUGUGUUGUUGUUUUAUAGGAUUUUGUCGGGGGCUUUGCAAGGGAGCGGGGCUGUAUUCCUCUGCCCUUUAUGCACCAGUGUUCCUAUUAAUACCAGAUAAUUUUGAUAAUCCCCUGGUAUGCAAUAAGCACCUUUGGAAAAGGUCAUAAUAGAAACCUACUCAGUAGUCCCAGCCAAACAUUCAAAACACACACAUUUAGAUGAUAAGAUAUGUGGGGAGAUGAGAGCAGCACAUAAACGCUAACCCAAAAUGUAAGUGAAUAUGGUUUACCCUCUGACCCUUCUCAACCCUCUGAACUGUUUCCCAAAAGCAUAAGCCACUAUUUUGAAAUUAUUUAAUGUUUUUGCUGAUUAUUUUGAGUGCUGAUGACUUGUUCUUAUUUUAUCAAAAUGGAGGAAUAUAUAGUAAUAACAUUGUAAAUUGCCUUGUAAGCUCAUUCCAUAAUAAAGUAAACAGACAGUUACAUCGUAGAGAACUAAAUCAUUAUUAAGCCUAAAUGGAGAUGAUUCCUUUUGUUUCUGAAAACCAAACAUCACUUGUCUAUGUAAUCUGCUCUCUAAGGAUUGUAAAUGUUAUUUUUAUUUUAUGAGAAUACUCUGAGUGAUUUAUUGGAGCCCAUAGACAUCAGUCAUAAAUCAUGUGUGUGUAUCACGUUUUUACACUUCUUUCCUGAGGUGGACACAUGACAAAAUGUUGGCUUGGAUUGGUUGGAGAGUAUUGGGUUGUUGAUGAAAUACAUAAGUGAUUGAAACGCUACUACUGUACACAUACAUAUUUAAAGUGGUACGUGGAGUGUUCAAAAAUACUGUAGAUACAUUAGCUAAUUGAAUUACUGGAGUCACUCACCUUUUGAAAAUGUUUCUGCAAUCCUCCUGUGUCAUAGCCCAAGGCAUUGUAUGGUACAGUGUAUUCAAAGAAAGACAUAUUCAUUGAAUAGGCAAAAACAAAAAGAGAUGGACUUUUUGAGCAAUUGACUUACGUAUCUACCAAUAUGGAUAAUUUCCCUUACCUUUUGAGAAUUAUUCUGCGCUCUUCCCCUGAUCCUCAGAGCCCAAGGUGCCGUUCAGGAGGAAGCUGCAAGAUGUGGAGGUCCAGGAGAAGAUGACGGCCAUGCUGCUGUGUGAGGUGCCUGUUUCGGCUAGCCAGGCCAGCUGGUUCAUGGAGGAGACACGUCUGGAAGACAGCUCCAAGUACUGCAUGGAGGAGGAGGGGACCAUGCGUCGCCUCACCAUCCGGAAUGUCACCACUAAUGAUGAUGCCGUCUACAUCUGUGAGAUGAAGGAGGGGAGCCGCACCGUGGCCGAGCUCACUGUGCUGGGUACAAAAGCCAUUUUUUAAUUUUUUUUUGUCAUUUAGCAGACGCUCUUAUCCAGAGCGACUUACAGGAGCAAUUAGGUUUAAGUGCCUUGCUCAAGGGCACAUCGACAGAUUUUUCACCUAGUCGGCUCAGGGAUUAGAACCAGUGAACCUUUCGGUUACUGGCACAACGCUCUUAACCUCUAAGCUACCUGUCCCUAGUCUUCUGACAACCUUCUGAUGCAUCCAUUAACAGAUAAGGCAACAUCAUCACAUUGAGAUCGUUCCUACAUAUACUUUGAUGGGAAACAUAUAAGACAGAAGUUUACACUGCUUUAGUUUACAAUUACAUGUUGUCCAGUUUCGUCAUGUAAUAGGCAUUACUGCAUAUUACUGUCAAACGAUACUGUGAAAAUACUGUCAAAACAUUUAACGAUGCAAAGGGGGUAUCCAAUUUCCUUUAUGACCUCUCCAGGGGGCAAUAACCUUGGUAUUUCGUUUACACAGUAUUAGGGCUGCAGUGUUGUAGACCACACUACACCUGCCCUUUGGUGACCCCUGUGCUUGUCACUUCCAGGCAACAUCACUAAGAAGCUGCCCAGGAGGACUGGAGUGCCAGAGAGUGAUACAGUGAUCUUCUGUGUUGAGCUGGAGCACCCCUGUUCUGACGCCUACUGGACACGCAACGGCGAGCGUCUGAAGCCGGACACACGCAUAUCCAUUGCGUGCACCCUCAGACAGUACACGCUAACCAUCAGCCACUGCCAGGCCGACGACUCAGGAGAGGUGGCCUUUGUGGCUGGAGACUGCAAGACCUCCACACGAUUCUCUGUCACGGGUGAGCUACAGACAUAGACCUAAAUGCAUAGCACACAGACUCAAAAGCCCUUUUCCUAUCACAACGCCAAAUAAGGGAAUUCUAAAUUAGAAUACCUUUUUGAAUAAUCCCAUCACAAAGUUACAUCUGCAGAUACAUCAUAUCACUUAUAAUUAUCUCAUGAUGUAUCAAAUGUACAUGAGCCUAAUCAAACUAUACCUCCCUCCCCAGCUGCCAGAAAGCACCCUCCAGAUCCCCCUAUCGACGUGGUGGUGCGUAACAAGAGUGACUCAUCCAUCACCCUCCACUGGUCACCCCCAGACAGUGACCGCCCCGUGCCCAUCAAAGGGUACAUGGUAGAGAGGAGGAAGGUGGGUGCCCAGACCUGGCAGAGGUGCAAUGGCAUGGAGAUCAGCCCCUUUACUGAGAUCACGAUCCAGAACAUCACAGAGGAGGCCAGCUACCAGUUCCGCAUCUCUGCAGCCAACGACUACGGCCAGAGCCAAUACAUGGAGGUGCCUGGGACCUUCUACCUCGGUGAGACAGAGAAAUAUCUCAUUAUUAUUACUUCCUGGAUGUGUCAUUUCUUUCUCUCUGUCUCUGGUUUAACAAUAACAAUAAUACACUCUAAACCCUUAGCUGUGAGACAAUAUAUCCUAUAAACCACGGCCUCUCCAGAUUUGAUCACUUCAGUAAAACCCCAGCAUGCUGCUUUUGAAUUAAGCAUAUUUAUGUGAUUUAUUUUACCCUUUCUUCCAGAGCCCUCUGCAGAGGUGAAGACAGGCCUGAUGAACAGCACAUUCAUCUCAGGCGAGGAGGCCUCCCUCUCUGUGGACCUGUCUGCCGUGUGCUCUGGCUUCUGGUCUAUCAACGGCCGCCUCCUGCGCAGUGGGGCUGACUACCUCAUCACACGCCAAAAGACCACACAUACGCUGACGAUCCGAACUGUCUUGAUGGAGAUGAAUGGAGCCGUGGUCAAAUUUGUGGGCGGUGGCUCCGAGAGCACUUGUAUACUCAAAGUGAAGGGUAAGCACUGGGAUAGAGAGCAAUGCCAAGAAUAAGAACUGUGGGUUGAAUGUGCAUGUCUUCAUUAGCUGGAUGCUUAGACUUGCCUGUAUAGAGGCUAUAUAUACAGUAUCUCUAUGAGUCCUUUUGUAUUCAUGCUAUACAAGCAGUUAGGAACCUCAGUUCCUAACCUCAGUUCCUCAUGUGUUUUCUUUUGGUAGACAGUCCUCAUCUUUCCAUUAGAUUUUCCACAUACAGCUACAUGUGAAACCUCUAUUUCUAGCUCCACCUAUCCGGUUCACCAGUAAGUCCACUCACACUGAGGUGGUGACCUGCAGCGCCCAGUCUUCCGCCCAGCUGACCACAGAUGUGUCCGAUUAUGAUGCUCAGGUGUGUAGUGGGAAAAGUCCAGAUGAUUGAAUUAAUGAAUGAACAAAGUAAUACUUUAUUGGUCUGUCAGGGUUAGGAAACUUAAAAGGGGUCGUGUAAUAAAUACAAAAAUACUUUAACUCUUUCAAAUUGUCCAGAUUCAAAUCACUGUGUAAAUUAAUGUGUUAUGCUGUCUCUUAUGUGGAUUGUGUGUUCAGCCGAAUUAUAAUGUUUCCUCUAACUCUGUAGGUGGUCUGGAUGAAGAAUGGACAGGAGCUGAAGAUGGGCAAGAAGUAUGAGUGCAUAAGCACCGACCGCAAGAGGAUUCUAAUGGUACACAAUGUCACAGAAGAGGACACGGGCAUCUAUGAGUGUGUCUUAAAUGAAGACAGAAUGUCCCUGCAGCUUUCUCUGAAAGGUACAACAGGACAGUCGAAAGAUUAAAAAAAAGGAAUCACCACAACCCCUGUAGUAAUCUGUCAUGUUAGAAAGAAGAAACCACUCCAAUGAGUACACGUAACUUGUUGGCACCUGGUCCCUCAGAUUCCCAUAUCCUUUUAUUAGAAUUGCAGGAAUAGCAAAAUGCUGUACACUUUCACUGAACACCAUUUUGGUAUUAUUAUUAUAACUUUUUUUUUACACACUGACAUAUGUUUUUUAAAAACUCUAAAUCCAGUGGGUUAGUCUGACCCCGGGUCUUAAACUGACACAGUGUAUCAAAUGCAACCUCUAACCUACAUUGCCUACAGAAAGCCCCUCUCACAACACAGGGACAGGCUGGACUGUGACAGCUAACACCAGGCGCUAGUGAGCCAUCUAGCAUGGGAAAGAGCUCUCUGUCAUCAUGUAAUAAAGUCCAAUGUGUCACUGGUGUUGUCCCACCAUCUUCCAACCACGCACAGGCAGACACCCACUUAUCAUAUGAUGGUGUAUGAAAUGUAGCUGUUUGAUUAUAAUAGCAUAAUCCAAUAUUUGUAAAGCAAAUAAAUCAUCACAGAUAAAUAAAUAAAAUUAUUCUCCAUAUGGUCCUUUGUUAACAUUUAAUUAUAACCUUAAAGUAUCAAUGGAUUGAUACCACAUUUCUAUGAAUAAAAAAAGUGGACAAUUCAAGUUUUUGUUCUUGAUGACAAAUCCCAUCCCUGUUUCUCUUCCAGAUGAAGCCAAGUUCCUGAACAAGCCCAAAGGACCCAUGGGGGUAGCACCUGCCCUCAGCGGGGACCUUGAGUUGAACUGUGAGGUAUCGUCUGCAAGCGGGGUGGUGGUGUGGAGGAAGGAUCAGACAUUGGUCACUGAGGACCAAAGAACCACCAUCAUCUCCAAAGGGACACAGAGGAGACUGGUCAUCAAGAACGCCAAGAAGAGUGAUGAGGGACACUACUCCUGCGAGACAGUGGAGGACAAAGUCACAUUCCAGGUCAAGAUAAAAGGUAAGAGAGAAGGGAAUGUCUGUCGAGCACACUGGACGAACAGUAUCAUUGUAUUCAGUUCAAAUCAAAUCAAAUCAAAUUGUAUUUGUCACAUACACGUGUUUAGCAGAUGUUAUUGCAGGUGUAGCGAAAUGCUUGUGCUUCUAGUUCUGACAGUGCAGUAAUCUCUAACAAGUAAUAUCUAACAAUUUCACAACAUAUACCCAAUACACAUAAAUCUAAGUAAGGAAUGGACUUAAGCAUAUAUAGAGUACCAGUCAAAAGUUUGGACACAACUACUCAUUCAAGGGUUUUUCUUUAUUUUUACUAUUUUCUACAUUGUAGAAUAAUAGUGAAGACAUCAAAACUAUUAAAUAAUCCAUAUGGAAUCAUGUAGUAACCAAACAAGUGUUAAACAAAUCAAAAUAUAUUUUAGAUUUGAGAUUCUUCAAAUAGCCACCAUUUGCCUUGAUGACAGCUUUGUACACUCUUGGCAUUCUCUCAACCAGCUUCACCUGGAAUGCUUUUCCAACAGUCUUGAAGGAGUUCCCACAUAUGCUGAGCACUUGUUGGCUGUUUUUCCUUCACUCUGCCGUCUGACUCAUCCCAAACCAUCUCAAUUGGGUUGAGGUCGGGGGAUUGUGGAGGCCAGGUCAUCUGAUGCAGCACUCCAUCACUCUCCUUCUUGGUAAAAUAGCCCUUACACAGCCUGGAGGUGUGUUGGGUCAUUGUCCUGUUGAAAAACAAAUUAUAGUCCCACUAAGCCCAAACCAGUUUGGAUGACGUAUCGCUGUAGAAUGCUGUGGUAGCCAUGCUGGUUAAGUGUGCCUUGAAUUCUAAAUAAAUCACAGACAGUGUCACCAGCAAAUAACCCCCACACUAUAACACCUCCUCCUCCAUGCUUUACGGUGGGAAAUACACAUGCAGAGAUCAUCCGUUCACCCACACCGCUUCUCACUAAGACAUGGCGGUUGGAACCAAAAAUGUCAAAUUUGGACUCCAAACCAAAGGACACAUUUCCACCGGUCUAAUGUCCAUUGCUCGUGUUUCUUGGCCCAAGCAGAUCUCUUCUUCUUAUUGGUGUCCUUUAGUAGUGGUUUCUUUGCAGCAAUUCGACCAUGAAGGCCUGAUUCACACAGUCUCCUCUGAACAGUUGAUGUUGAGAUGUGUCUGUGACUUGACCUCUGUGAAGCAUUUAUUUGGGCUGCAAUUUCUGAGGCUGGUAACUCUAAUGAACUUAUCCUCUGCAGCAGAGGUAACUCUGGGUCUUCCAUUCCUGUGGUGGUCCUCAUGAGAGCCAGUUUCAUCAUAGCGCUUGAUUGUUUUUGUGAAUGCACUUUCAUGUCUUAAAGUAAUGAUGGACUGUCGUUUCUCUUUGCUUAUUUGAGCUGUUCCUGCCAUAAUAUGUACUUGGUCAUUUACCAAAUAGCGCUAUCAUCUGUAUACCCCCCCUCAGUCCUUUGAAAGGCUGGUCAUGGCUCACAUCAACACCAUUAUCCCAGAAAACCUAGACCCACUCCAAUUUGCAUAUCGUCCCAACAGAUCUACAUCUGAUGCAAUCUCUAUUGCGCUCCACACUGCCCUUUCACACCUGGACAAAAGGAACACCUAUAUGAGAAUGCUAUUCAUUGACUACAGCUGAGCGUUCAGCACCAUAGUACCCUCAAAGCUCAUCACUAAGCUAAGGACCCUGGGACUAAACACCUCCCUCUGCAACUGGAUCCUAGACUUCCUGACGGGCCGUCUCCAGGUGGUAAGGGUAAGUAACAACACAUCUGCCACGCUGAUCCUCAACAUGGGGGCCCCUCAGGGGUGUGUGCUCAGUCCCCUCCUGUACUCCCUGUUCACUCAUGACUGCAUGGCCAGGCACGACUCCAACACCAUCAUUAAGUUUGCCGAUGACACAACAGUAAUAGGCCUGAUCACCGACAAUGAUGAGAAAGCCUAUAGGGAGGAGGUCAGAGAUCUGGCCGUGUGGUGUCAGGACAACAUCCUCUCCCUCAACGUGAUCAAGACAAAGGAGAUGAUUGUGAACUACAGGAAAAAGAAGAGGACCGAGCACGCCCUCAUUCUCAUUGAUGGGGCUGUAGUGGAGCAGGUUGUGAGCUUCAAGUUCCUUGGUGUCCACAUCACCAACAAACUAACAUGGUCCAAGCACACCAAGACAGUCGUGAAGAGGGCACGACAAAACCUAUUCGAGUUGCCCACACCCCCCACCCCUCUUUUACGCUGUUUAUUAUCUGUGCAUAGUCACUUUAAUAACUCUACCUACAUGUACAGUUGAAGUCAGAAGUUUACAUACACCAUAGCCAAAUACAUUUAAACUCAGUUUUUCACAAUUCCUGACAUUUAAUCCUAGUAAGAAUUCCCUGUUUUAGGUCAGUUAGGAUCACCAUUUUAUUUUCAGAAUGUGAAAUGUCAAAAUAAUAGUAGAGAGAAUUUUUUAUUUCAGUUUUUAUUUCUUUCAUCACAUUCCCAGUGGGUCAUAAGUUUACAUACACUCAAUUAGUAUUUGGUAGCAUUGCCUUUAAAUUGUUUAACUUGGGUCAAACGUUUCGGGUAGCCUUCCACAAGCUUCCCACAAUAAAUUGGGUGAAUUUUGGCCCAUUCCUCCUGACAGAGCUGGUGUAACUGAAUCAGGUUUGUAGGCCUCCUUGCUCGCACACACUUUUUCAGUUCUGCCCACAAAUGUUCUAUAGGAUUGAGGUCAGGGCUUUGUGAUGGCCACUCCAAUACCUUGACUUCAUUGCUCUUAAGACAUUUUGCCACAACUUUGGAAGUCCCAUUUGUGUCACGAUCGUUAUAAGAGGCAGACCAAGGCGCAGCGUGAUAGGCGUACAUCUUUUAAUGAGUACUUUACACGAUCAAACAAAACAACAAAACGAUACGUGAAGUCUAAAGGUUCACCAACACAAACCUAUACAGAACAAGAUCCCACAAAUAACUAGUGCCAACAGGCUGCCUAAGUAUGGUUCCCAAUCAGAGACAACGAGAAUCAGCUGCCUCUGUUGGGGAACCACCCUGGCCAACAUAGAAAACACGAACUAGAACACAACAUAGAAAAUCACACAUAGAAAAUCCACACCCUGGCUCAACAUAUAAGAGUCCCCAGAGCCAGGGCGUGACAUUACCCCCCCCCAAAGGCGCGGACUGCGACCGCGCCAACCAAACCCAACAGGGGAGGGGCCGGGUGGGCAUUCCGCCUCGGAGGCGGAUCCGGCUCCGGGCGUGACCACCACUCUCUCGCUACCCCCCCGUAGCGCCCCUGGUCUGGUCUGGCCCCACUGGCCGGAGCUGGACUGGACACCGGUGGAGCGGAUUGCUCAGGCUCCGGUGUGGAGCAGCUUACCGGUGCCUGAACAGGCACGGGCUGUGCCGGACUGAUGACGCGCACCACUGACUUGGUGCGGGGAGCAGGAACAGGCUGGACCGGGCUGACGACGUGCACCACAGGCUUGGUGCGAGGGACAGGGACAGGCCGGGCCGGACUGGCGACGCGCACCCCUGGCCUGGUGCGGGGAGCAGAAACAGGCCGGACCGGGCUGGCAACGCGCACCACAGGCUUGGUGCGGGGAGCAGGAACGGGCCGGACCGGGCUGAUGACGCGCACCACAGGCUUGGUGCGGGGAGCAGGAACAGGCCGGACCGGGCUGGCGACGCGCACCACAGGCUUGGUGCGAGGGGCAGGAACAGGCCGGACCUGGCUGGCGACGCACACCACAGGCUUGGUGCGGGGAGCAGGAACAGGCUGGACCGGGCUGACGACGUGCACCACAGGCUUGGUGCGAGGGACAGGGACAGGCCGGGCCGGACUGGCGACGCGCACCCCUGGCCUGGUGCGGGGAGCAGAAACAGGCCGGACCGGGCUGGCAACGCGCACCACAGGCUUGGUGCGAGGGGCAGGAACAGGCCGGACCGGGCUGGCGACGUGCACCACAGGCUUGGUGCGGGGAGCAGGAACAGGCCGGACCGGGCUGGCGACGCACCACAGGCUUGGUGCGGGGAGCAGGAACAGGCCGGACCGGGCUGGCGACGCGCACCACAGGCUUGGUGCGAGGGACAGGAACAGGCCGGACCGUACUGGGAACACACACCACUGGCCUUGUGCGGGGAUCAGGAACGGGCCGGACCGGACUGGUAACACACCCCAGUACCUCUCGCCGUGCCUCUACACUCUCCUUCCCCCUCAUGACCAAUGGCCCCCAUAACCUGGUGGCCUCCUCUCCUAGUCCGCAAACUCGCACUGUAGCUGCCUCCAGCAGCCCCGUCGUCCAUGCCGUGUGCCCCCCCCCCAAAAACAUUAUUGGGGUUGCCUCUCGCCUGUCCGACGACGGCCCGGUUGGCGCCGCUUCUCCUCUCCUGCCUGGGCAUCCUCCCUCAUCGCCCUCCGGUAGCGGACGGCCUCCUCCUCUGUGAUUCUCCCCCAACCGAGGAGGACAUCUACCAGAGUAACCUCCUGUUCCAUACCCGGCGUUUGCUCCUGCACACGCUGCUUGGUCCUAUUACGGUGGGAUCUUCUGUCACGAUCGUUAUAAGAGGCAGACCAAGGCGCAGCGUGAUAGGCGUACAUCUUUUAAUGAGUACUUUACACGAUCAAACAAAACAACAAAACAACACGUGAAGUCUAAAGGUUCACCAACACAAACCUAUACAGAACAAGAUCCCACAAAUAACUAGUGCCAACAGGCUGCCUAAGUAUGGUUCCCAAUCAGAGACAACGAGAAUCAGCUGCCUCUGUUGGGGAACCACCCUGGCCAACAUAGAAAACACGAACUAGAACACAACAUAGAAAAUCACACAUAGAAAAUCCACACCCUGGCUCAACAUAUAAGAGUCCCCAGAGCCAGGGCGUGACAAUUUGUGACCAAGCUUUAACUUCCUGACUGAUGUCUUGAGAUGUUGCUUCAAUAUAUCCACAUAAUUUUCCUUCCUCAUGAUGCCAUCUAUUUUUGUGAAGUGCACCAGGCCCUCCUGCAGCAAAGCACCCCCACAGCAUGAUGCUGCCACCUCCGUGCUUCACGGUUGGGAUGGUGUUCUUCGGCUUGCAAGCGACCCCCUUUUUCCUCCAAACAUAACAAUGGUCAUUAUGGCCAAACAGUUCUAUUUUUGUUUCAUCCGACCAGAGGACAUUUCUCCAAAAAGUACGAUCUUUGUCCCCAUGUGUAGUUGCAAACCUUAGUCUGGCUUUUUUAUGGCGGUUUUGGAGCAGUGGCUUCUUCCUUGCUGAGCGGCUUUUCAGGUUAUGUCGAUAUAGGACUCGUUUUACUGUGGAUAUAGAUACUAUUGUACCUGUUUCCUCCAGCAUCUUCACAAGGUCCUUUGCUGUUGUUCUGGGAUUGAUUUGCACUUUUCGCACCAAAGUACGUUCAUCUCUCGGAGACAGAACGCGUCUCCUUCCUGAGCGGUAUGACGGCUGCGUGGUCCCAUGGUGUUUAUACUUGCGUACUAUUGUUUGUACAGAUGAACGUGGUACCUUCAGGCGUUUGGAAAUUGCUCCCAAGGAUGAACCAGACUUGUGGAGGUCUACAAUCUUUUUUCUGAGGUCUUGGCUGAUUUCUUUUGAUUUUCCCAUGAUGUCAAGCAAAGAGGCACUGAGUUUGAAGGUAGGCCUUGAAAUACAUCCACAGGUACACCUCCAAUUGACUCAAAUGAUGUCAAUUAGCCUAUCAGCAGCUUCUAAAGCCAUGACAUCAUUUUCUGGAAUUUUCCAGGCUGUUUAAAGGCACAGUCAACUUAGUGUAUGUAAACUUCUGACCCACUGGAAUUGUGAUACAGUGUAUAAGUGAAAUAAUCUGUCUGUAAACAAUUGUUGGAAAAAUUACUUGUGUCAUGCACAAAGUAGAUGUCCUAACCGACUUGCCAAAACUAUAGUUUGUUAACAAGACAUUUGUGGAGUGGUUGAAAAACGAGAUUUAAUGACUCCAACCUAAGUGAAUGUAAACUUCUGACUUCAACUGUACAUAUUACCCCAAUUACCUCGACUAACCGGUGUCCCCUUACAUUGUCUUGUUACCGGUACCCCCUGUAUAUAGCCUCGCUAUUUUUAUUUUUACUGCUGCUCUUUAACUAUUUGUUACUUUUAUUUCAUAUUAUCUAUAUUGUAUUUUUUUGUGAUUUUUUUUGUUGGCAUUCUUUCUUAAAACUGCAUUGUUGGUUAAUGGCUUGUAAGUAAGCAUUUCACUGUAAGGUCUACACCUGUUGUAUUCGGCGCAUGUGACAAAUACAAUUUCAUUUGAUUUGAUUUGAUUUUAUAUUUAUCACAACACAACUGAUCGGCUAAAACGCAUUAAGAAGGAAAGAAAUUUCACAAAUUAACUUUUAAAAAAGCACACCUGUUAAUUGAAAUGCAUUCCAGGCGAUUACCUCAUGAAGCUGGUUGAGAGAAUGCCAAGAGUGUGCAAAGCUGUCAUCAAGGCAAAGGGUGGCUAUUUGAAGAAUCUCAAAUAUAAAAUAUAUUUUGAUUUGUUUAACACUUUUUUGGUUACUACAUGAUUCCAUAUGUGUUGUUUCAUAAUUUUGAUGCCUCACUAUUAUUCUACAAUGUAAAAAAUAGUAAAAAAGAAAAAAAGAAAAAAAACUUGAAUGAGUAGGUGUGUCCCAACUUUUGACUGGUAGUGUACAGAUAUGGACGAGCAAUGAGUUUGUUUAAUAACUGAGGCAAAUUUGUAAAAUGUGUAAAAAGCUACAAAAACUAUUGUCCCCUCAGAAUCCCAGACUGCCUAUGCAAAUAGUGUUCCUGUUUUUAGUGUUCAACCCUAAAAGAAAGGUUUCCGAUUUUACUGUGACAUUCCAUGAUUGUUCACACAGACGCCCAACAGUCAGCCUUCUACAACAAGGAGUUUGUACAGAAGGAGGUGAAAGCUACUCUCUCCCAGAAAGCCACUCUGAGCUGUGAAGUGUCCGACGCCAAGACUGAGGUGAAAUGGUACAAGGAUGGCAAGCUGCUGACUUCCACUGAGACAGUCUCCAUGGAGACAAAGGGCAAGAGUCGUCUGUUGGUAGUAGACAAAAUUCAGAAGAAGGAUGCUGGAGAGUACACCUGUGAGGCUGGAGCAGAGAAGCUGGUCUUUAAAAUACAUGUUUCAGGUAAGCCAAAUAUCGAUAUUCUGACUGUCUAUUGUCUGCUUUUGACCAAGGUUGCUGGAGUGGUUGUCUAUGUGCCAGUCUUGCAAAUCUUGAAUGUUUUCCCUCUCAGUCCUUGGAGAUGGUUUGGAAAAUGUACAACAUUUGAAUUGCUUCCGCUCUGCUCUUUAUCUUAAAAAUGUAUGGUUGUUUUGUUAGUUUCAAUGUUUUUAUAAUUGAGACUGAAAUUGGUGGGUUUAUCAGAUAAAACAUGGUUUGUAGAUUUGGGCUUCAAAGUUGUUUCAUUGGAUGAAUUUCAUGGCUUCUCAGGACACCUCAAUGGUGCGCUGUGUCUGUCUCUGCAAUAUUAGAGUUGUAGCUGGUUGACUGGCUUUUCUAUCAGUCAAUCAAUCAAAUGUAUUUAUAAAGCCCUUUUUACAUCAGCAGUUAUUAUACAGAAACCCAGCCUAAAACCCCAAACAGCAAGCAAUGCAGAUGUAGAAGCACGGUGUCUAGCAAAAACUCCCUAGAAAGGCAGGAACCUAGGAAGAAACUUAGAGAGGAACCAUGCUCUGAGGGGUGUGCCGGGUGGAGAUUAUAAGAGUACAUGGCCAUUAAGCCCAGAUCGUUCUUCAAGAUGUUCAAACGUUCAUAGAUGACCAGCAGGGUCAAAUAAUAAUCACAGUGAUUGUAGAGGGUGCAACAGGUCAGCACCUCAGGAGUAAAUGUCAGUUGGCUUUUCAUAGCCGAGUAUUCAGAGGUCGAGACAGCAGGUGCGGGAGAGAGAAGGGAGAGAGGAAGAGGGAGAGAGAGAGAAGGAGAGGGAGAGAGAGGGUCGAAAACUGCAGGUCCGGGACAAUGUAGCACGUCCGGUGAACAGGUCAGGGUUCCAUAGCCACAGGCAAAACAGCAGAAACUGGAUCAGCAGCACGACCAGGUGGACUGGGGACUGCCAGGAGUCAUCAAGUCAGAUAAUCCUGAGGCAUGGUCCUAGGGCUCAGGUCCUCCGGGAAAAGAGAGAAAGAGAGAGACAUAUGUCCAGUGUUGAAAAAUCCUGUUUUUUGUUUAAACCCUUGUGAUGCUACUUUGCCCCUCCAUGAUUGUUCCCUUAGAAACCCAACAGUCAGCCUUCACCAACAAGGAGUCUGUACAGAAGGAGGUGAAAGCUACUCUCUCCCAGAAAGCCACUCUGAGCUGUGAGGUGUCUGAUACCAAGACCGAGGUGAAAUGGUACAAGGAUGGCAAGCUGCUGACUUCCACUAAGGCAGUCUACAUGGAAACGAAGGGCAAGACUCGUCAGCUGGUGAUAGAGAAGGUGGAGAAGAAGGAUGCUGGAGAGUACACCUGUGAGGUUGGAGCAGAGAAGCUGGUCUAUAAGAUUCAGGUGACAGGUAAGGAGGAUAUAUCGACUCGCUGUCUUGUCUGCUUUCGGCCUGAUUGCUGGAAUGGUUGUCUGUGUGAUAUGCACAUUUGACAUGAUUAUCUUAGGAAAAGAUAACUGUGAUAUAUUUAGCUGUCCUCUGGGAAGCUUUGGCAAAUGUACUGUUGAAUUACAUUUAGAUUUAGUCUCAGUCAAAAACCAAUGCCUAAUUUGUUGUUUCCAUAGUGUUAAAAUUGUGAUUUUAGGAUUAGUUGAUUCUAUCAGACAAGGGGGUAUACAGAUGUAUGAACUUAAUUUGAUCACCCUGUUGCAGGACAACUUUCAUGCAAUGCAAGAAAUGUAAAACUUGUAGUGUAUUUGACGUUUUAAAAGGCUUCUAAAGUUUGUAAUUUCCACUUUGAAAUUUCAGACUUGAUUUUCCUUUACGAACAAUUUAGCAACCCCUACAAAUAAUUCACAUUUACUGUUGCUGCAGGAUUAUUUUCCUGCUGUAGCAAACUGGCAAAAAUCCUACACCUGUAUUUGGCACAUCAAGGUUGUUUCUUUGCUUGAUUUGGCUCUGGUUGUUUUGACUUGUGGCUUGCUAUUGUUGCUUAUGGGGACGUCUCACUGGUCUCUGUCCCUUUUGCGGCUGUGUGUCUAUUCCCAUUCUACAUUUGAAUUGCUAAUGGUUGAUUUACAGAAGCCCAGGCUGCCUUCACCAACAAGGAGUCUGUACAGAUGGAGGUGAAAGCUACUCUCUCCCAGAAAGCCACUCUGAGCUGUGAGGUGUCCGAUACCAAGACAGAGGUGAAAUGGUACAAGGAUGGCAAGCUGCUGACUUCCAGUAAGACAGUCUCCAUGGAGACAAAGGGCAAGACUCGUCAGCUGGUGAUAGAGAAGGUGGAGAAGAAGGAUGGUGGAGAGUACACCUGUGAGGUUGGAGCAGAGAAGCUGGUCUAUAAGAUUCAGGUGGAAGGUAUGGGAUGUUUUGUAACUAUUGGAUUUACUGUCUGUCUAUCGUCUGCUAUAGGGCUUAUAAUGGGAGGGAUGGUUGUCCAUAUGCCUGUCCUACAAAUAUAUAUCUGAUAAAACUUGUGUUUGACAAAGGUUCUUUCAUUUGUUGAGUUGUCUUCCCAAGUGUAUGUCUCCUACAAUCUGUGUUGCUGCUCUAGCUUAUAUUAUGUCUGAAUAGUCUGUUUCCAUGUUUGUUGCAUAGUUCGUUUUUCUCCGUAUCAUGUUAAAAUUGUUGACUCCCGGUGUACGUCUUGUAGUUAAUUGUCCCCAUGUUUGUACAGGACAGUAAGUGAUGUGUCCUGAUUUUGGUGUUGAUACUGUUUGACCCUAAAUUAAAUGUUUCUGCCAUUGUGCCCCUCCAUGACUGUCCCAUCAGAAGCACAACAGGCUGCCUUCACCAACAAGGAUUCUGUACAGAAAGACGUGAAAGCUACUCUCUCCCAGAAAGCCACUCUGACCUGUGAGGUGAUCGAUAACAAGACAGAGGUGAAAUGGUACAAGGAUGGCAAGCUGCUGACUUCCAGUAAGACAGUCUACAUGGAGACAAAGGGCAAGACUCGUCAGCUGGUGAUAGAGAAGGUGGAGAAGAAGGAUGCUGGAGAGUACACCUGUGAGGUGGGAACAGAAAAGCUGGCCUUCAAGAUACACGUGACAGGAGGUAAGGAGGAGUUCUUUUUUAGUUACAGUACAUGCCCUCUGUGGUGCCAUUUAGGCUUUGGUUGCUGGAAUGGUUGCCCAUUUGUCUGUCCUAAGAAUUUGUCUUGUAUUCUUCUUAUUUGAAGAAGAGAUUUACAGUACCUUGGUCUGAGGAGAUGUUAUGGGACAUACACAGUUACAUUUUUUGUUCUGUUUUUAUCUUACAAACUUACAGCUAUUCUGUUAUUUUUAAAGUGUAAUUGGGACCUUAGAAUUUGUCAAUUCUAUCUUACAAACAGAUAGGUUUGGGGAGGUUUUUAAUUGGUUGUUUUGAUUCCUCACAACAAUGUCCUUUUAAUAUUGUGUAUUGUUUGACUGAUGUUGCUCAUGGGGUUAUAUAAGUGCUCUGUUUCCCUGUUUGUUUUUCUGGUGUGGAACGUCUCCAUACCACAUUGGAAUUUCGGAUGAUUGACUUUGCAAGGCUGCUCUAUGUCCAAUGCCUCCCGUAUUUGUCCAGUCUACAGAUAUGGUUCCUGUUUUGAUGUUAUAUUGAGUGAAAGGAUUUUAAUUUCCAUCAUAUCCUUCAAUGGUUCCUCCUUCAGAAACUCAGGGUGCCUUCUACAACAAGGAUUCUGUACAGAAAGUGGUGAAAGCUACUCUUUCCCAGAAAGCCACUCUGAGCUGUGAGGUGUCCGAUAUCAAGACAGAGGUGAAAUGGUACAAGGAUGGCAAGCUGAUGACUUCCAGUAAGACAGUCUCCAUGGAGACAAAGGGCAAGACUCGUCAGCUGGUGAUAGAGAAGGUGGAGAAGAAGGAUGCUGGAGAGUACACCUGUGAGGUGGGAGCAGAGAAGCUGGUCUAUAAGAUUCAGGUGGCAGGUAUGGGAUGUUUUGUAACUAUUAGAUUUACUGUCUGUCUAUCGUCUGCUAUAGGGCUUAUAAUGGGAGGGAUGGUUGUCCAUAUGCCUGUCCUACAAAUAUAUAUCUGAUAAAACUUGUGUUUGACAAAGGUUCUUUCAUUUGUUGAGUUGUCUUCCCAAGUGUAUGUCUCCUACAAUCUGUGUUGCUGCUCUAGCUUAUAUUAUGUCUGAAUAGUCUGUUUCCAUGUUUGUUGCAUAGUUCGUUUUUCUCCGUAUCAUGUUAGAAUUGUUGACUCCCGGUGGAUGUUCUGUAGUUAAUUGUCCCCAUGUUUGUACAGGACAGUAAGUGAUGUGUCCUGAUUUUGGUGUUGAUACUGUUUGACCCUAAAUUAAAUGUUUCUGCCAUUGUGCCACUCCAUGACUGUCCCAUCAGAAGCACAACAGGCUGCCUUCACCAACAAGGAUUCUGUACAGAAAGACGUGAAAGCUACUCUCUCCCAGAAAGCCACUCUGACCUGUGAGGUGUCCGAUACCAAGACGGAGGUGAAAUGGUACAAGGAUGGCAAGCUGCUGACUUCCAGUAAGACAGUCUACAUGGAGACAAAGGGCAAGACUCGUCAGCUGGUGAUAGAGAAGGUGGAGAAGAAGGAUGCUGGAGAGUACACCUGUGAGGUGGGAACAGAAAAGCUGGCCUUCAAGAUACACGUGACAGGAGGUAAGGAGGAGUUCUUUUUUAGUUACAGUACAUGCCCUCUGUGGUGCCAUUUAGGCUUUGGUUGCUGGAAUGGUUGCCCAUUUGUCUGUCCUAAGAAUUUUUAUUGUAUUCUUCUUAUUUGAAGAAGAGAUUUACAGUACCUUGGUCUGAGGAGAUGUUAUGGGACAUACACAGUUACAUUUUUUGUUCUGUUUUUAUCUUACAAACUUACAGCUAUUCUGUUAUUUUUAAAGUGUAAUUGGGACCUUAGAAUUUGUCAAUUCUAUCUUACAAUCAGAUAGGUUUGGGGAGGUUUUUAAUUGGUUGUUUUGAUUCCUCACAACAAUGUCCUUUUAAUACUGUGUAUUGUUUGACUGAUGUUGCUCAUGGGGUUAUAUAAGUGCUCUGUUUCCCUGUUUGUUUUUCUGGUGUGGAACGUCUCCAUACCACAUUGGAAUUUCGGAUGAUUGACUUUGCAAGGCUGCUCUAUGUCCAAUGCCUCCCGUAUUUGUCCAGUCUACAGAUAUGGUUCCUGUUUUGAUGUUAUAUUGAGUGAAAGGAUUUUAAUUUCCAUCAUAUCCUUCAAUGGUUCCUCCUUCAGAAACUCAGGGUGCCUUCUACAACAAGGAUUCUGUACAGAAAGUGGUGAAAGCUACUCUUUCCCAGAAAGCCACUCUGAGCUGUGAGGUGUCCGAUACCAAGACAGAGGUGAAAUGGUACAAGGAUGGCAAGCUGCUGACUUCCAGUAAGACAGUCUCCAUGGAGACAAAGGGCAAGAUUCGUCAGCUGGUGAUAGAGAAGGUGGAGAAGAAGGAUGCUGGAGAGUACACCUGUGAGGUUGGAGUGGAGAAGCUGGUCUAUAAGAUUCAGGUGGCAGGUAUGGGACGAUAUGAAAGGUGGUUGUCUAUAUUGAUGUCUCUCUCAAGGCUUUGGAUGCUGAAUUGUCAAAAUAAUUGUGAUGAGGUGAUUUUGAAGGAGUCAGGCGCAGGAGGGUAAAUCACAGAAUAACAGGAUUUAUUCUGAACCACAGAGUUACGGAGUAAUGCGUAAAAACACUCAAAACAGGCGCACUGGAAAAUACAAGGCACACAGGGAAUAUUCCCGGCGAUACAAAGUACACGGAGCUCCACCGAGCUCCUCUCUCCUCCACAAUAAACAAUCACACACAAAGACAAGGGGGCAGAGGGAACACUUAUACAUGUACUGAUGAGGGGAUAUGAACCAGGUGUGUGUAAUAACAAGACAAAACAAAUGGAAUGAUGACAUGAGGAGCGGCAGUGGCUAGAAGGCCGGUGAUGACGAACGCCGAAGCCUGCCCAAACAAGGAGAGGAGGCAGCCUUGGAGGAAGUCGUGUCAAGAAUAUGUUUUGUAUACUCAAGCCGAUGUUCUCUGAAUGUAUUGCCUGUUUUUGUUGUUGUAGAUUUCUGUCUAUAUUUGUGUCUAUCUAAAACUAUAUUUGAAUAGCUGGUUAUUGACUUGUUUUGCUCAACGCCUCCCAGUCCGAUGUCUAUCCCAUGUAGAGAUGUGGUUCCUGUUUCUUUUGUGUUCCACCCUAAAUGAAGGGUUUCUAAUACUACUGUGCCAUUUCAUGAUUUCUCCUUCAGAGACUCAAGCUGCCUUCUCCAACAAGGAUUCUGUACAGAAAGACGUGAAAGCUACUCUCUCUCAGAAAGCCACUCUGACCUGUGAGGUGAUCGAUAACAAGACGGAGGUGAAAUGGUACAAGGAUGGCAAGCUGCUGACUUCCAGUAAGACAGUCUCCAUGGAGACAAAGGGCAAGACUCGUCAGCUGGUGAUAGAGAAGGUGGAGAAGAAGGAUGCUGGAGAGUACACCUGUGAGGUGGGAGCGGAGAAGUUGGCCUUCAAGAUAGAGGUGGCAGGUAGGAUGUCAUUGACUUUCAACAAUAUUUGUCUUUGCUAUCACCUCUAUAUUAACAAGUCUUAUUUUUUGUCUCUAGAAUCCUCUGCCAAGUUUAAAAAGACUGCAGUGAAGGAUACAUGCAAUGUUCAAGCAAGUGAAAAGAUUGUUUUGACCACUGAGUUGACUUUGGAGAGUGCCAGUGUUAAGUGGUUCAGGGACGGAGUGGAGUUGAAGGAGGGCUCUAAGUAUGACAUGAAGAGAGAGGGACAUUCUCGUACCCUGAUUGUGAAGUCCACUGAACUCAAAGACAGUGGGAACUACUCUUGCCACACUGCUGACGACAAGAUUGAGUUCAAAGUUCAAGUCAAAGGUUAGUUUGCUAUUCAUUCAUCAGAACAAUUGAUUGACGGGCUAGUGUUGUAUGUUUCUGUGAGUAUAGUCAAUGCCUAUGAAGAUCAUACAUAUUCCAUUUAGCUAAUGAAAUGCUGGCCAUGUUUCCCUUCAGAUUCAUCACUGAAGUUUGUAGUGCAGUUGCAGCCUGUAGCCACAGAGCUGGGUGGUACCCUGACCCUGACCUGUGAACUGAACCGAGCCUUAGGGGACGUGCUCUGGCGCCACAACAGCUGUGAGGUCAAACCUGGCGGCAGGUUCUGUGUCAGCACUGAUGGUCCCAAGCGGGUCCUUACUGUGACAGGAAUGGCAAAAGAGGAUGAGGGAGAGUACAGCUGUGAAUGCAAAGAUGAUAAGACCUCUGCCAAGGUCUCCACCAAAGGUAGCUGAGGCUUUGCUUUCAUUAGAUUUACAACUUGGUCACUGACUACUACAAUAUGAACUGUAGUUACAGACAUAUCAAAUCAAAUGUUAUUUGCCACAUGCGCCGAAUACAACAGGUGUAGACCUUACAGUGAAAUGCUUACUUACAAGCCCUUAACCAACUAUGCAGUUUUAAGAAAGAAUACCCCAAAAAAACACACAAAAAAAUACAAUAUAAAAUAAUACGAAAUAAAAGUAACAAAUAAUUAAAGAGCAGCAGUAAAAAUAACAAUAGCGAGGCUAUAUACAGGGGGUAACGGUACUGAGUCAAUGUGCGGGGGCACCGGUUAGUCGAGGUAAUUUAGGUAAUAUACAAUAUACUGUAUACAGUAGUUACAGACAUAUAGUCAAACGCACUAGAUAUUAAGCCAUGUAUUUUCAUAUUAACUAAUUUUCUCUGUGCCUGAGUCUAAUUAUGUCUCCAAAUAAUCUAUUCCAUUCUGUCCUUUUCAGCACCCAGACUGGUGAAGCUGACUUCCAAGCUGAGCAACGUCGCUGCUGUGGAGGGGAAGGAGGCCAUCUUCAAGUGUAGUGUCACCCCAGCUGACGUCAAAGUAAAAUGGUUCUGCAACAACGUGCCCAUCACUGCUGGGCCCAAAUAUAAGAUUGAGCAUGGGGGCACCAGCCACUCCCUCACCAUCACCUCAGUCAGUCAGGAGGAUGCUCAAGAGAUCAGCAUGGAUGCAGAGGGCAAAACCUGCAGUGCUACCCUCCAAGUGCAACGUAAGAACCAACCUCCAUUCGCUUUAAAGGUGCGCUAUGCAGAAAUAGCUCUGCCAUUUCCUGGUUGCAAAAAUUAUAAUAGUUCGCCUAAUUUCAGUUUAUGUGACAAAACAAGCAACUAUGGUGUACCAGCAUGUUAAAUGUGCAACCAGAGGGAAAAAAAAACUCUAGACCACCUUUACUCCACACACAGAGACUCGUACAAAGCUCUCCCUCGCCCUCCAUUUGGCAAAUUGAGUGCAAUCUUAACAGCUUCUACCCCCAAGCCAUAAGACUCCUGAACAGCUAAUCAUGGCUUCCCAGACCCCCUCUUUUACGCUGCUGCUUCUCUGUUAUUAUCUAUGCAUAGUCACUUUAACUCUACCCACAUGUACAUAUUACCUCAAUUACCUUGACUAACCGGUGCCCAGCACAUUGACUCUGUACCGGUACCCCCUGUAUAUAGCCUCCCUACUGUUAUUUUAUUUUAAUUUUAAUUAUUUGCUAUUUUAAUUUCUUUACUUAUCUAUUUUUUUACUGAACACUUUUUUUUAUUUUCUUAAAACUGCAUUGUUGGUUAAGGGCUUGUAAGUAAGCAUUUCACUGUAAGGUCUACACCUGUUGUAUUCGGCGCAUGUGGCAAAUAAAAUGUGAUUUGAAUCAUUGUACCAUCUAAACCGCUGUGAAAUAUAUUUUCCAUAACCAAAAAUAUUGUAUUUUCAACUGUUUGAAGCUUGUGUACAAAAGACGCAAAAGCAAAACUUAAGAACAAGAAGCAUAGAAAUAGAAUGGAUGUACCGCUUCUUAGACUUGCUUUCAAUGAGAAUGAUAGAUCUAUAAACGCAAAUUUCUAUGUGAAUUUGGUCAGGUGCCCAAAAAGUUAAAUUGCAGCUUUAACACUUAUGUUAUAAAAAUAAGCACAUUUCCCAUCGAUAUACUUAUUUUCUGUAUAAUCCUCUGAUUGUUUUGAUUGAUAUACAAUUACAGCCAUUGUUUACAAAAAUGUAGAAGCCUUCUAAGCAAUUUAGCUUAGAAGGGCUACAGUUUUCAGAAAGGAGUGGUAAUAUCUGUGUUUUCUUUGUGCCCUGACAGUGGAGCCGGUGAUGUUCAAGAAGAAGCUGGAGAAUGUGACAGUGGUGGAGGAUCAGAAGGAGGUGAAGCUGGAAGUAGAGCUGAGUAAGCCCUCAAAAGAGGUCAGGUGGAUGAAGAACAGUGUGGUGCUACAGCCUGGAGGCAACAUGGAGAUCAAGAUGGACGGAGCCAAGCAGACCCUGGUCUUUAAGAGUGUGACUACGGCCGAUCGUGGCUUCUACUCCUGUGAGACCCUGGACGACAAGACCCAGGCCAAACUCGCAGUGGAUGGUAAGUAAGAAUGGUGUCCUAUUUACAGCUGCUGUAGUUUUAUGGUUAUGUACAGUGCCUUCAGAAAGUAUUCACACCCCUUGACUUUUUCCAAAUGUUUGUUGUGUUACAGCCUGAAUUUUAAAUGUAUUACAUUUUGGUCACUGGCCUACACACAAUACCCUAAAUGUCAAACAAUGUUCAUUUUUUUUUUUUUUACAAAUUAAUAAAAAAUGAAAAGCUGGAAUGUCUUGAGUCAAAAAGUAUUCAAUCCCUUUGUUAUGGCAAGCCUAAAUAAGUUCAGGAGUAAAAAUGUGCUUAACAAAUCACAUAAUAAGUUGCAUGGACUACGUCAUCUCUGUACCUCACACAUACAGUACAAUUACCUGUAUGGUCCCUCAGUCAAACAGUGAAUUUCAAACACAGAUUCAACCACAAAGACCAGGGAGGUUCUCCAAUGCUUCACAAAGGGCACCUAUUGGUAGAUGUGUGUGUAAAAAAAAAAUAAACAGACAUUGAAUAUCCAUUUGAGCAUGGUAAAGUUAUUAAUUACACUUUGGAUGGUGUAUCAAUACACCCGGUCACUACAAAGAUACAGCCGUCCUUCCUAACUCAGUUACCGGAGAGGAAGGAAACAGCUCAGGGAUUUCACCAUGAGGUCAGUUAGAGUUUAAUGGCUGUGAUAGGAAAAAACUGAUGAUGGAUCAACAACAUUGUAGUUACUGUACUAAUUGACAGAGUGAAAAGAAGGAAGCCUGUACUGAGUAAAAAUAUUCCAAAAUAUGCAUCCUGUUUGCAACAAGGCACUGUAGUAAUAAUGCAAAAAAUGUGCCAAAGCAAUUGACUUUUUGUCCUGAAUACAAAGAUUUAUGUUUGGGGGAAAUCCAGAACAACAUAUUAUUGAGUACCACUCUCCAUAUUUUCAAGCAUAGUGGUGGCUGCAUCAUAUGCUUGUAAUCGUUAAGGACUGGGGAGUUUUUCAGGAUAAAAAAUCAACGGAAUUGAGCUAAGCACAGGCAAAAUCCUAGAAGACCUGGCUGAGUCUGCUUUCCACCAGACACUGGGAGAUGAAUUCACCUUUCAGCAGGACACAAGGCCUACACUGGAGAUGCUUACCAAGAAGACAGAGAAUGUUCCUGAGUGGCCGAGUUACAGUUUUGACUUAAAUCUGCAUGAUAAUCUAUUGCAAGACCUGAAAAUGGUUGUCUAGCAAUGAUCAUCAACGAAUUUGACAGAGCUUGAAGAAUUUUGAAAAUAAUAAUGGCCAAAUGGGGGGGGGGGAGGGGUCUCUCUAAUGAGGGCCUAAUAAUAAAGGGCCUAAUAAUAAAUACAUAAUAUUUUUUUUAUUACUUUUAAUGUGGCAUGAACACAACCAGUCAUUAAAUUUUCAUCUGAUUGUCAAACAAAUCACUUCAAAAAGUAGACAUGUUCAUCCACUCCAAAACAAUUCCAGCAUAAGGUCAUCCAGUAAAGAAAACUAAUAUUGAUAGAAAGUAAUAAAGCUAAAUAAAUGGUCUACUACUUCUUGCCACGUAUGGCACGGAAAACACCUGUACCCGCACGCACCUCAAAAACAAAGCAAUGAGCGCUCUGAACAGCUGACUGACAAAAGCAAACAUUGAUAUAUCAACGGAUACAGCUAAUGCAUUGGAAUGAAGGUAUAGGCAAUUUUUUAUCAAGGACGCAUGGCAAACAAAUGCGAAAAAUGAUGACGUACAAAGGAAAAUCUAUGCGUAAAGGUGUUCAGCUGAGACCGACAGCGCUGCCACAUAGAAAUAAAUGGUUUAAACCAUGACAGAGAGGUGGGGGUGUUUGUUUAAUUGGAAGAUUUUAUUUUCAUAUUUACCACUGUAAAACAUACUGUAUUUACCACUGCAUUUUAAAGAAAUAGGAUAAUGGUUAAAUUAGCAUUAUUUAGAGACCCCCCCCAACCAUCCCCCCCCCCCCCCCCCCAAAGUCUGACUUUUGUUGCAUUUAGGGGAGCUAACGUCUCAUUCAGGGCUCCCCCAUAAUUCACACCAUGUGUGGAACGCUCUUAGAGACUUACCUAGAAAGACUCACAGCUGUAACCACUGCCAAAUAUGAUUCUAACAUCACCGGACGUGCUACAUUGUCAUGCUGCUGCUCCAGUUUCAACUGUUCUGCCUGCGGCUAUGGAACCCUGACCUGUUCACCGGACGUGCUACCUUGUCCCAGACCUGCUGUUUUCGACCCUCUCUCUCCCUCUCUCUAGCUCUCCCUUCCCCUCUCUCUCCCUCUCUACCGCACCUGCUGUCUCGACCCCUGAAUGCUUGGCUAUGAAAAUCUAACUGACAUUCACUCCUGAGGUGCUGACCUGUUGCACCCGCUACAACCACUGUGAUUAUUGUUUGACCCUGCUGGUCAUCUAUGAACGUUUGAACAUCUUGAAGAACGAUCUGGCCUUAAUGGCCAUGUACUCUUAUAAUCUCCACCCGGCACAGCCAUAAGAGGACUGGUCACCCCUCAGAGCCUGCUUCCUCUCUAGGUUUCUUCCUAGGUUCCUGCCUUUCUAGUUUUUCCUAGCCACCGUGCUUCUACAUCUGCAUUGCUUGCUUUUUGGGGUUUUAGGCUGGGUUUCUGUAAAAGCUCUUUGUGACAUCUGCUGUUGUAAAAAGGGCUUUAUAAAUACAUUUGAUUGAUUAACAUGUAUUGACUCUGGGGGUUGAAUACUUAUCUAAUCAUUAUUAUUAUAUUUUUACAAAUGUUAUAAUUUUUCUUCCACUUUGACAUUACAUAGUAUUUUGUGUAGAUUGUUGACAAUUAAAUCAAUUUUAAUCCCACAACAAAAUGUGGAGAAAGUCAAGGGGCGUGAAUACUUCCUGAUGGCACUGUAUACAGUAAAUAGCCCCUAUUUAGUAUAGUAAGCCACAGACAGUAUUCUCUAAUAAUAAUAAUAUGCCAUUUAGCAUAUAGGUGGUCCCGGGGAUCGAACCCACUACCCUGGCGUUACAAGCACCAUGCUCUACCAAUUGAGCUACAGAGGACCACAGAGGACCUCUAAUAUUACAUGCAGUUUGAUAGAACAGUUGAUCCCCACACAGAUACUCAGACUACUUAUAUCUACAGUUUCAGUGCCAUGAAGAGAUGCACAGGACACUUACUGAUGAUGCUGUAUAAUCUAUAAUGUUAUGCAUAUUCCAACACACCUAAACAUUCCCUCUGUCUGUAUUUCACAGUGAAGAAGAUUGAGGUGGUGAAGGACCUGCUGCCGGAGGUCAAGGCCCAUGAGAAGGAGACAGUGACCCUUGAGGUGGAGCUCAGCCAGGCUGACGUGGAGGGCUCCUGGACCAGGGACAGGGUCAAGUUCAAGGCAGGGUCCAACUGCCGCAUCACAGCCCUGGGAAAGAAACACGCCCUGACACUAUCCCAAAUCAAGAUGGAGGACGCAGGAACUAUUGCCUUCCAAGCAGAGGGGGUCAAAACUUCUGCCAAGCUCAUUGUUACAGGUAGGUUAUAUCCAUUUUCGACGAACAGUAAACCAUUAAUCGAGUUGAGUGCUAACUGAGGUGGCACCUGUUAUUUGAAUGUUGUGCUUAUUGGUGUUGUGGUUCUUAUAGAACCUGCUGCUAUGAUCUCUAAACUCAUGGAGGAUGUCAAAGCCCCAGAGAAGGAGAAGGCUACGCUUGAGUGUGAGGUGUCCAGAGCUAAUGCUGAGGUCAAGUGGUUCAAGGUGAGAAAACAUAUUCCAGUAAAUCAUAGAACUCUAGACGAAUAUCCAGUCAUGAAAAGCGAGAAAGUGUUCAAUGUCAGCAAUUUGCUUUGUCAUAAUUGUGUAUACAAAGUGAAUAAAUCAUUUUUACUAAAAGACCACUGUUCCUUAGGGUGACAUGGAACUAAAACCAGGAAAGAACUUUCGCAUCUACUCCCAGGGCUGCAAACGAAGCCUGCUAAUCCACAAAUGUUCCCAAGAGGAUGAGGGCACAUAUGUCUGCCAAACGUCUGAUGACAACACAUCAGCUAAACUCACUGUUCAUGGUAUGAGUCCCCACAUGUUAUUCAUAUGAUACAAUACACUCUAUAUUAUGCAAUCCAAUGAUACUGAUUGUGUAGUAAAAUCCAUUGAUUUUAUAGGCUUGUCAAUGAUAGUUGUACAGUACUUUGUUGUACAGGUAGUUAAAAAUAGUGCAUGUCUCACUUUAAUAAUAACAGACCUCCUUCUAACCAGAGGGGGGGGGGGGAAUGGGCAAUGCAAAUAGUCCGGGUAGCCAUGAUUAGCUGUUCAGGAGUCUUAUGGCUUGGGGGUAGAAGCUGUUAAGAAGCCUUUUGGACCUAGACUUGGCAUUCCGGUACCGCUUGCCAUGCGGUAGCAGAGAGAAGAGUCUAUGACUAGGGUGACUGGAGUCUUUGACACAUUUAUUUUACUGUAGUCCACAAUCAUCUCCUUUGUCUUGAUUCCAUUGAGAGAGAGGUUGUUUUCCUGGCACUACACGGCCAGGUCUCUGACCUCCUCCCUAUAGGCUGUCUCAUCAUUGUUGGUGAUCAGGCCUACAACUGUUGUGUCGUCGGAAAACUUAAUGAUGGUGUUGGAGUCGUGCCUGGCCUUGCAGUCAUGGGUGAACAGGGAGUACAGGAGGGGACUGAGCACGCACCCCUGAAGGGCCCCCGUGUUGAGGAUCAGGGUGGCAGAUGUGUUGUUACUUACCCUUACCACCUGGUGGCGGCCCGUCAGGAAUUCCAGGAUGUAGUUGCAGAGGUAGGUGUUUAGUCCCAGGGUCCUUAGCUUAGUGAUGAGCUUUGAGGGCACUAUGGUGUUGAAUGCUGAGCUGUAGUCAAUGAAUAGCAUUCUCAUGUAGGUGUUCCUCUUGUUCAGGUGGGAAAGGGCAGUGUGGAGUGCAAUAGAGAUUGCAUCAUCUGUGGAUAUGUUGGGGCGGUAUGCAAAUUGGAGUGGGUCUAGGGUUUCUGGGAUAAUGGUGUUGAUGUGAGCCAUGACCAGCCUUUCAAGGCACUUCAUGGCUACAGAUGUGAGUGCUACGGGUCGGUAGUCAUUUAGGCAGGUUAUCUUAGUGUUCUUGCGCACAGGGACUAUGGUGGUCUGCUUGAAACAUGUUGGUAUUACAGACUCAGUCAGGGACAUGUUGAAAAUGUCAUUGAAGACACUUGCCAGUUGGUCAGCGCAUGCUCGGAGUACACGUCCUGGUAAUCCAUCUGGCCCUGCGGCCUUGUGAAUGUUGACCUGCUUAAAAGUCUUACGGCAUUGAGGCUUUUUCUACAAAUGUGUUAUGAGUUGGAGAACACAUUGACAGGGAUCUUAGACCAUUCCUCCAUAUAGAAUCCUUCCAGAUCCUUGAUAUCCUUAGUCUGUGCUAUUGGACUGCCCUCUUCAAUUCAAACCACUGGUUUUUGUAUGGGUUGCAAAAUGCUAAUAUUCAGUCUCCGGACUUUAAACCCAUUGAAAACCUGUGGUUUUAAUUGAAGAGGGCAGUUCAUAAGCGCAAAAUAAAGAUAUCAAGGAUCUCGAAGGAUUCUGUAUGUAGGAAUGGUCUACAAUCCCUUACAAUUGAGAAAUCAUGUGACUAAACUGAAUACAAAGAAGAAGAAACUAUACUAUGAAACAAAGAUGAAUGAUAGUAAAAAGCUUUGGAACGCCUUAAAUGAAAUUUUGGCCAAAAGGCAAACUCCGCUCCAUCAUUCAUUGAAUCAGAUGCGCUCUUCAUCCAAAACCAUCUGACAUUGCCAAUCCUACUUUAAUGAUUUUUUCAUUGGCAAGAUUAGCAAAAUUUAGGCAUGGCACUCCAGCCAACAAACGCCGACAAACGACAUCCAAGCUAUAACCGACACAAAUUAUGCAAUUCGUUAAAGGAUGUGGCAAGAGGUGAAAAAAUUAUUCUUCUCAAAGACACAGCCCCCGAGCGCUCUGACAACAUUGGAUGGAAAAUUACUGAGAUCAUAGCGGACUUAUUGCCACUCCUAUUGCCAUAUUUCCUAAGCCUCCCCCAGCCUAAGGAUGAACAGCUUACCCAUGAACGCUCCUUUACGCCCUUGUAAGAUUUUGCGAGAUUUAACCAACAUGUACAUAUUACCUCAACUAGCGGUGACCCGCACUUGACUAUGCAACGGUACCCCCCUGUUAUAUAGCCUCCCUACUGUCACUUCAUUCUAUUGUAUAUAUAGCCUCCCUACUGUCACUUUAUUUUUUACUUCUGCUCUUUUUUUUUUCUCAACACUUUUUUGUUGUUGUUUUAUUCUUACUUUUUUUUGUUUAAAAUAAAUGCACUGUUGGUUAAGGGCUGUAAGUAAGCAUUUCACUGUAAUGUCUGCACCUGUUGUAUUCGGCGCAUGUGACCAAUAAAAUUUGAUUUGAUUUGAUUUGAUUUGAUUGGUCACCCCUCAGAGCCUGCUUCCUCUCUAGGUUUCUUCCUAGGUUCCUGCCUUUCUAGUUUUUCCUAGCCACCGUGCUUCUACAUCUGCAUUGCUUGCUUUUUGGGGUUUUAGGCUGGGUUUCUGUAAAAGCUCUUUGUGACAUCUGCUGUUGUAAAAAGGGCUUUAUAAAUACAUUUGAUUGAUUAACAUGUAUUGACUCUGGGUGUUGAAUACUUAUCUAAUCAUUAAUUAUUAUUUUUUUUUACAAAUGUUAUAAUUUUUCUUCCACUUUGACAUUACAUAGUAUUUUGUGUAGAUUGUUGACAAUUAAAUCAAUUUUAAUCCCACAACAAAAUGUGGAAAAAGUCAAGGGGCGUGAAUACUUCCUGAUGGCACUGUAUACAGUAAAUAGCCACUAUUUAGUAUAGUAAGCCACAGACAGUAUUCUCUAAUAAUAAUAAUAUGCCAUUUAGCAUAUAGGUGGUCCCGGGGAUCGAACCCACUACCCUGGCGUUACAAGCGCCAUGCUCUACCAAUUGAGCUACAGAGGACCACAGAGGACCUCUAAUAUUACAUGCAGUUUGAUAGAACAGUUGAUCCCCACACAGAUACUCAGACUACUUAUAUCUACAGUUUCAGUGCCAUGAAGAGAUGCACAGGACACUUACUGAUGAUGCUGUAUAAUCUAUAAUUUUAUGCAUAUUCCAACACACCUAAACAUUCCCUCUGUCUGUAUUUCACAGUGAAGAAGAUUGAGGUGGUGAAGGACCUGCUGCCGGAGGUCAAGGCCCAUGAGAAGGAGACAGUGACCCUUGAGGUGGAACUCAGCCAGGCUGACGUGGAGGGCUCCUGGACCAGGGACAGGGUCAAGUUCAAGGCAGGGUCCAACUGCCGCAUCACAGCCCUGGGAAAGAAACACGCCCUCACACUAUCCCAAAUCAAGAUGGAGGACGCAGGAACGAUUGCCUUCCAAGCAGAGGGGGUCAAAACUUCUGCCAAGCUCAUUGUUACAGGUAGGUUAUAUCCAUUUUCGACGAACAGUAAACCAUUCAUCGAGUUGAGUGCUAACUGAGGUGGCACCUGUUAUUUGAAUGUUGUGCUUAUUGGUGUUGUGGUUCUUAUAGAACCUGCUGCUAUGAUCUCUAAACUCAUGGAGGAUGUCAAAGCCCCAGAGAAGGAGAAGGCUACGCUUGAGUGUGAGGUGUCCAGAGCUAAUGCUGAGGUCAAGUGGUUCAAGGUGAGAAAACAUAUUCCAGUAAAUCAUAGAACUCUAGACGAAUAUCCAGUCAUUGAAAAAAGCGGAAGAAGGAAAGUGUUCAAUGUCAGCAAUUUGCUUUGUUCAUAAUUGUGUGAUACAAAGUGAAUAAUCAUUUUUACUAAAAGGACCACUGUUCCUUAGGGUGACAUGGAAACUAAAACCAGGAAAGAACUUUCGCAUCUACUCCCAGGGCUGCCAACGAAGCCUGGCUAAUCCACCAAAUGUUCCCAAGAGGAUGAGGGCACAUAUGUCUGCCAAACGUCUGAUGACAACACAUCAGCUAAACUCCACUGUUCAUGGUAUGAGUCACCCACAUGUGUAGUCAUAUGAUACAAUACACUCUAUAUUUAUGCAAUCCACUGAUACUGAUUGUGUAGUAAGUAAAAUCCAUUGAUUUUAUAGGGCUUGGUCGAAUGAUAGUUGUACAGUACUUUGUUGUCACAGGUAGUUAAAAAUAGUGCAUUGUCUCACUUUAAUAAUUAACCGACCUCCCUUCUAACCAGAGGGGGGGGGGGGAAUGGGCAAUGCAAAUAUCCGGGUAGCCAUGAUUAGAUGUUCAGGAGUCUUAUGGCUUGGGGGUAGAAGCUGUUAAGAAGCCUUUUGGACCUAGACUUGGCAUUCCGGUACCGCUUGCCGUGCGGUAGCAGAGAGAAGAGUCUAUGACUAGGGUGACUGGAGUCUUUGACACAUUUCUUUUACUGUAUUCCACGAUCAGCUCCUUUGUCUUGAUUCCAUUGAGAGAGAGGUUGUUUUCCUGGCACUACACGGCCAGGUCUCUGACCUCCUCCCUAUAGGCUGUCUCAUCAUUGUUGGUGAUCAGGCCUACAACUGUUGUGUCGUCGGAAAACUUAAUGAUGGUGUUGGAGUCGUGCCUGGCCUUGCAGUCAUGGGUGAACAGGGAGUACAGGAGGGGACUGAGCACGCACCUCUGAAGGGCCCCCGUGUUGAGGAUCAGCGUGGCAGAUGUGUUGUUACUUACCCUUACCACCUGGUGGCGGCCCGUCAGGAAGUCCAGGAUGUAGUUGCAGAGGGAGGUGUUUAGUCCCAGGGUCCUUAGCUUAGUGAUGAGCUUUGAGGGCACUAUGGUGUUGAAUGCUGAGCUGUAGUCAAUGAAUAGCAUUCUCAUGUAGGUGUUCCUCUUGUUCAGGUGGGAAAGGGCAGUGUGGAGUGCAAUAGAGAUUGCAUCAUCUGUGGAUAUGUUGGGGCGGUAUGCAAAUUGGAGUGGGUCUAGGGUUUCUGGGAUAAUGGUGUUGAUGUGAUCCAUGACCAGCCUUUCAAGGCACUUCGUGGCUACAGAUGUGAGUGCUACGGGUUGGUAGUCAUUUAGGAAGGUUAUCUUAGUGUUCUUGCGCACAGGGACUAUGGUGGUCUGCUUGAAACAUGUUGGUAUUACAGACUCAGUCAGGGACAUGUUGAAAAUGUCAUUGAAGACACUUGCCAGUUGGUCAGCGCAUGCUCGGAGUACACGUCCUGGUAAUCCAUCUGGCCCUGCGGCCUUGUGAAUGUUGACCUGCUUAAAAGUCUUACGGCAUUGAGGCUUUUUCUACAAAUGUGUUAUGAGUUGGAGAACACAUUGACAGGGAUCUUAGACCAUUCCUCCAUAUAGAAUCCUUCCAGAUCCUUGAUAUCCUUAGUCUGCGCUAUUGGACUGCCCUCUUCAAUUCAAACCACAGGUUUUUGUAUGGGUUGCAAAAUGCUAAUAUUCAGUCUCCGGACUUUAAACCCAUUGAAAACCUGUGGUUUUAAUUGAAGAGGGCAGUUCAUAAGCGCAAAAUAAAGAUAUCAAGGAUCUCGAAGGAUUCUGUAUGUAGGAAUGGUCUACAAUCCAUUACAAUUGAGAAAUCAUGUGACUAAACUGAAUACAAAGAAGAAGAAACUAUACUAUGAAACAAAGAUGAAUGAUAGUAAAAAGCUUUGGAACGCCUUAAAUGAAAUGUUGGCCAAAAGGCAAACUCCGCUCCAUCAUUCAUUGAAUCAGAUGGCUCAUUCAUCACAAAACCAUCUGACAUUGCCAAUUACUUUAAUUAUUUUUUUAUUGGCAAGAUUAGCAAACUUAGGCAUGGCAUGCCAGCAACAAACGCCUGACACUACACAUCCAAGUAUAACUGACCAAAUUAUGAAUUCUGUAAAAGUGAGUGUGGAAGAGGUGAAAAAAUUAUUGUCUAUCAACAAUGACAAGCCACCGAGGUCUGACAACUUGGAUGGAAAAUUACUGAGGAUCAUAGCGGACGUUAUUGCCACUCCUAUUUGCCAUAUCUUCAAUCUAAGCCUACUAGAAAGUGUGUGCCCUCAGGCCUGGAGGGAUGCAAAAGUCAUUCCGCUACCCAAGAAUAGCGACCAAUCAGCCUGUUACCAACCCUUAGUAAGCUUUUGGAAAAAAUGGUGUUUGACCAGAUACAAUGCUAUUUUACAGUAAACAAAUUGACAACAUACUUUCAGCACGCUUAUAGGGAAGGACGUCCAACAAGCACAGCACUUACACAAUUAACAAAUUACUGAUGAUUGGUUGAGAGAAAUUGGUGAUAAAAUGAUUGUGGGAGGUGUUUUGUUAGACUUCAGUGCAGCUUUUGACAUUAUCGAUCAUAGCCUGCUGCUGGAAAAACGUAUGUGUUAUGGAUUUACAUCCCCUGCUAUAUUGUGGAUAAAGAGUUACCUGUCUAACAGAACACAGAGGGUGUUCUUUAAUGGAAGCCUCUCCAACAUAAUCCAGGUAGAAUCAGGAAUUCCCCAGGGCAGCUGUCUAGGCCCCUUACUUUUUUCAAUUUUUAUUAUGCGGAUGACUCAACACUAUACACGUCAGCUACUACAGCGACUGAAAUUACAGCUGCAGUUAGUUUCAGAAUGGGUGGCAAGGAAUAAGUAUGGAAUAAAUAUUUCAAAAACUAAAAGCAUUGUAUUUGGGACAAAUCAUUCACUAAACCCUAAAACUCAACUAAAUCUUGUAAUGAAUAAUGUGGAAAUUGAGCAAGGUGAGGUGACUAAACUGCUUGGAGUAACCCUGGAUUGUAAACUGUCAUGGUCAAAACAUAUUGGUACAACAAUAGCUAAGAUGGGGAGAAGUCUGUCCAUAAUAAAGCGCUGCUCUGCCUUCUUAACAACACUAUCAACAAGGCAGGUCCUAUAGGCCAUAGUUUUGUCGCACCUGGACUACUGUUCAGUUGUGUGGUCAGGUGCCACAAAGAGGGACAGGAAAAUUACAAUUGGCUCAGAACAAGGCAGCACGGCUGGCCCUAAGAUGUACAUGGAGAGCUAACAUUAAUAAUAUGCAUAUCAAUCUCUCAUGGCUCAAAGUGGAGGAGAGAUUAACUUUGUCUCUACUUGUUUUUGUAAUAAGUGUUGACAAGCUGAUUGCACCGAGCUAUCUGUUUAAACUACUAGCACACAGCUCGGACACCCAUGUAUACCCCACAAGACAUGUCAACAGAGAUCUCUUCACAAUCCUCAAGUCCAGAACAGACUAUGGGAGGCACAUAGUACUACAUAGAACUCUAUUCCACAUCAGGUAACUGAUGCAAGCAGUAGUAUCAGAUUAAAAAACAGAUACAAAUACACCUUAUGGAACAGCGGAAACUGUGAAGAGACACACACAGGUACAGACACACGCAUACGCACACACAAGCUAGCACACUCACUCUACACACACGUACAUUGUAAUAUUGGUGUAUGGUGGUAUUUUACAUUUUGUAUUGUAGAUAUUUAGUGGUGAAAUAAUGUUAUAUGAUGUAUUGUUUUAUCUUUUGUUUGAUGUGUGAUGUAAGUACCUUAAUGUGUUUGGACAGCAGCUAAUGGGGAUCCCUAAUAAAUACAAAUACAAUGUGUUCUUCAACUCAUAAAAAGGCUCAGUGCUGUUAUCCUUGCAAGGUGAGGUAUUGAAAGGAAUUGAAAACAGGGAUGUCAAUAAUUUUGACCCCUACAUUUUUGCGAAAACAAAUAUUUUACUUGUUAAACAAAAUCUCUUUGUCUGAGUAAUUGUAUUAGUAUAAAAUAAUAUAAUCUCCCAAUUUUCUUCAGCCUACAAUAUAGCGCAUUAUUUGAAUUAUUUAUUUUAUACAGUCAUUUCUGCUCAUCUUUAACAAGGGUGUCAAUCAUUUCAGACCCCACUGUACAUAGCUAUAAAUCAAUGUAAAAGAACAGGCCAUAUUCCAUUCAGCAUUAGAUGUGUUGAAGACUUUCUAAUGUCUCUUUUUAUUGUCUCUUGUGCUUCUCGCUCCACAGCCCGAGACAUUAAGAUAGUGAAGAAGCUUGAGGACGUGGAGGUGAUGGAGAAGGAGAGCGCUUCGUUCUUCUGUGAGAUCUCUCAUGAUGAAGUGGACUGCCAGUGGUUCAAAGGCGACACCAAACUCAAAGUCGGUGACAACAUCAAGAUGAGACAAGAGGGUGAGGAGAAUACACACAUUUGCCAUACUUUCCAAAUAUAUGUUUAAAUGUCAAUUUUAGUAAUACACAGGUUUUGAAUUAUUAUCAAUGAUCAAUUAGGGCUAAUUUACUAUUUCAUUGUUUUAACAUUCAGUACUGUUCUUAUAAGUUGCCUUCUUUCAAUUAAAGGUAAAAUCUAUGUGCUGCUGUUUAAGUCGGUGACACUAGAAGACAUGGCUGAGAUUAAAUUCACAGCUGAAAAGGCCUCUUCAACAGCCAAACUGACAGUGAAAGGUAAAGAAACAAGUCUAUUUCCAGCAUGCAUUCCCUAUAGCAUGGUAUUUACGGCACGAUAUGCUAUGCACCAUAGGAUAGAAUAACAUGUUCAGGUCAGCACAUCACAAUAUACUGUACAUAACAAAUUCAAAGAAUUAACUAGCACUCAUUAAACAUGCCAAUGGUGAAUGCAGUUCUAUAUCCAUAACUCCAAUCUGAAAAAGAUGAUGUCAACUGAUCCAGUUAGUCAAUUGCUCAGGCAGUCAGUCAGUCUGUCCUCUGUGUUGUUUUCCUGAGGUUUAUUUUGGUUCAGCAGCCAAACGUCUGUGGGGAUGAUACUGCAUUGGCCUCUUUUAGACUGGAAUUUUUGUCUUUUGAAUCCCUGGCCAGAAGGCUACAUCCUUAACAAUUUGUAGAGGUUUCUCCGGGAAUCCAUGGUGCUGUCUUUCUUUGACGUACGGCUGCUUAACAUCCUCUGGAAACCUGAACCACAGAACCCAGAUCCUAGGGUGACCUGACCACCCUCGGGAGCUUGCUCUCGUGUUGUUUAUGGCGAUCCCUCUGUACCAGGCCAGGAAUAAGAAGGUCAUGCAGUGGCUAUCCGAGCCCCUCAGGAUGUUGGAGUUGAUGGAAGACAGCACAUGAGAAAUCACUGUUCCUUGGGGGAGCCUGUGGAUGUGAAUUGCACAGGGAGAUGUGGAGUUGUUUUCUUUGGCGUGCUGACCCCUGUUGAGUACUUUCUGUUCCCUGUAGACUGUUAGUUUAGUGCUGUUUACUGCUUUGAUGUAUGAUAGUGUUUUGAUAUGCUUCUGUGGUACUGCUAAGUAUGGCUUCCUUGUAUUGAUAUGGUUGUUAUUGUUACUGUAGAGCUCCCUGUCCAGUUUGUGAAGAAGCUCAGGGAUAAGUUAGCCUUGCAUACACACCGUGGGUUCUUGGAAUGCCAAGUGUCCCGGGCCAGCGCCAAGGUCAAGUGGUACAAGAACAAGAAGGAGAUCAAGCCCAGCAAGAAGCACGAGAUCAGCAGUGAGGGUAUAUACUGCAAACUCACCAUAAACGACGUGUGCUCGGACGAUGAGGAUACUUACAUCUGUGACGCCAUCGAUGACAAGACAUCCUGUAAACUUCUUGUGGAAGGUAACAGGAGGAAAACCAGGACAUUGUCUAUUGUAAACAUGUAAGAAUUUUCUAUGAAGUGUAUUUUUAUAAAGUAUGAUGUGGCUUUAUAAAAAUACACUUACGAAUCUCUUUUAGCACGUAUCAAUACUUCAGGACACAGGACUACAAGUCAAUGAGUGAAUGGAAAUCGCACUCUUAACAGAUCCCUAAAGUGUAAUUAAGAGUGAUUUUACCUUAAGUAUGACCUAAACCCUCUGUAUCCGUGGUCCCUCUAGAGCAGGUCAUCAGCAUCGUACGAGAGCUAAGUGCCGUGGAAGUGACCGAGCCCUUCGCCGCCUUCUUCGAGGUGGAGAUCAACAUCGACUCAGUCAAGCCCCCCAAGUGGACUCUGAAUGGUGUGGCCGUGCAGGAGAGCGAUGACGUGGAGAUGGAGAAGGAGGGCACCAUGCACCGCCUCACCUUCAAGAAGACCAAGGCCUCCAUGACGGGACCUGUCCAGUUCAUGGCUGGCAAGAGCAAGUCUGUGGCCCAGCUCACUGUCAAAGGUCAGAGGCUUCUCCAUACACAGAGCAUGGAACCAAAUGGUUAUGUCAGACUACCAUGUUCUCAGUGGGUAUAGCUGGUUGAAAUGACGUUAUUACAACCAGAUUAAACCCAGAAGUGGGUUAGGAGCAUGCUAUAUGACUUGCCUAUGAUCAGAGCUGUUUGUUCUUCUUAUUCUCUCAACUACAGAGCGCCCUCUUGAGGUGGUAGAGACCAUUAAAGAUAUGACAGCCAAGGAGAAGGGCUCAGCCACUCUGAGCUGCAAGUUCUCCGCCACACCCAAAGAGGUGAGCUGGUUCAAAGGCCAAACCCUCCUGGCUGCUUCAGACAAGUACAACCUGAAACAGGACGCUGUGCGGGCUCAGCUGACCAUCCAGAAGCUGACUGGGGAAGACACUGGGGAGUACCGCUGUCAGUCGGCUGCUGCCGAGACCAAAGCCACUCUCACUGUAGAGGGUACGUUUUGUAUCGCUUUUUGGUGUUGAUUUGACUUCAAUGCUGAUUCCUUUGCUGAGCAUUGAUGGUUCAAAUGAGAUGUGUGCUGUGGGUUAUUGCAGUUCGGAAAGUGGAGAUCACCAAACACCUGGUGGACGCAGAGGUGGAUGAGGACAGUGAUGCAGUGUUCACCUGUGAGAUCAACUACACUGAUGAGGAGGUGCAAUGGCUGCUCAAUGAAAAAACACUCUUCUCCAACGAGGUCAACACCAUCACACACAUGGGCAAAGUGCACACGCUCACACUCAAGAACCUGGCACCUGAGGAUGGGGGCACCAUCACCUUCAAGGUCAGGGAAAUCAAGGAGGCUGUGACCCUAAAAGUCAAAGGUAAGGACUCAUGAGCUAAUUUGGUCCAAGUGAAAAUACUGUAGUGUAGAAGUGGGACUAAAGAAUAUGUUAUACAUCUUUGACUGGUGGUUGUGCUCUCCAUUUGCAUUCCUCCAGAGAAGCGUGCAGUGUUCCUCAAGUCUCUGGAUGACGUGGUGGGAGAGGUGAAAGGUAUGAUCACCCUGGCGUGUGAGGCCUCCAAGCCCAGGGUCUCCCCCACCUGGAGGAAAGAUGGUACGAUGCUGACCACUGGGUCUAAGUAUGAGGUCCUGCACACAGGCAAGUCCCUGGGUCUGAUCAUCAAGGAUGUUAACAAGGAAGAUGCAGGGGAGUACAGCUGCGACCUGGGAACUGAGCUUUCCAAGUCAAAGGUCACUGUGAGAGGUGUGUAUGAUGAAGCUGCAUAACUUGCAAACAAAUGAGUAUAGUGUGCUGAAGCCUCUACAGCAAUUGUGUCAUCACGUCUUUGAAACAAAAACUCCUCUCUCCACCCUUUAUGUAGACCUAAGCAUAGGUAUCACCAAGCAGUUGAAGUCCAUGGAGGCGAUGGAGGGAGAGACAUGUAGCUUUCAGUGUAUUCUGUCACGGGAAAGCACUGACGAGUGUUCCUGGACCUUGAAUGGCCAGACCGUGGCUAACGGAGGACGCUUCCAGGUCUCCAGUACAGGUCGCAAGUACAUGCUGGUUAUCAAGGAUGUGACGCCAGCCGAUGCUGGUGAGGUGGUCUUCAGCAUCAAGAACCUGAUCUCCAAGACUACCUUAGCUGUUGAAGGUCAGACGUCUGUACCAGUUGAGGUUCUUACAUCAAUCUGCAUGGGUUUUAGCGUUCAUAGUUUUGAGACUUUAUUCAACUGAUCCCUGAGGUUAUCGCAAAGUUGGGUAUGUAGACCAUUGGGAGAAAAUUAACACAUUUCUUAGUUUGUUUGUUGCUGUAAUUGAAAGGAAAUUGAGCCAGGAAAUUGAGGAACUAUAAUUGUCCUUUGUUCCAGGCAAAGCCCAAUCUGUAUCACGGGAGCUGCAGAGCAUUAGUGUAGUCUCAGGGGAGGAUGCUGUGUUCACCUGUGAGGUCACACAGACCAGGGCCAACGUCCAGUGGGCCAAGGAUGGGAAGGACAUCAGGAAGAGUGAGAAGUAUGAGAUCAGUAAAGAGGAGAGGGUCAUAAAGUUGACCAUCCACAGUGUCACUGUUCAGGACUCUGGGGAAUAUAGUUGUGAGGUCAUCGGAGGGGCCACUACCAAGGCCAAGCUGGAGAUCAAAGGUAAGUCUGACAAGUUCCCUUCACAGACACCUUCAAUUGUUUAACGGUUGUUGAUUAUUGGAUAUUCAGGUAUCAUUGACCAUGAACUACCACUUUUCAACUGUGACUGCUUUUUAAUGUUAAAUAACAAAAAAUGCUUCCUCUCCUACCUCAAUGGUCUCUGCUGUGCUCCUACCUGAAUGUCCCUUUCCUCAGAGCCAGUCCACAAGUUUAUCAAGGAGUUGAAGGACAGCGAGGCGGAGGAGAAGGGCUCAGUGACCCUGCAGUGUGAGACAGCCCAGCCUGCCUCCAAGCCCACCUGGUCCAAGGGAGGCGUAGAGCUCAAGGCCGGGGGACGCUACGAGAUGAGCCAGAAGGAGACCGUCCUCACCCUCACUAUCAAACAGCUGGAGGAGAAAGACAGCGGCACUUACACCUGUGAUGUGGGCACCGCCAAGAUGACGGGGAAGGUGACAGUCAAAGGUAAGACUAUGGUCUAUAUACAGUAUAGAUCUUUUUUUUAUAUAGUGCUUUCAAUUACUAUGAGAUCACCAAACAAUUUAUAGUGAAUUGAUAUGACCUUUGACUGAAAUUAUUGUAUGGUUUUGCACAUUCAUACUGUAUGUUAAUAACAUUUUUUAUGUAGUAAUUACAGACACUGUAAAUUAAAGAUUUGCUGACCUGCUGACUGCUGUGCAUAGCAGGGCACAGAGCUUUGAAUUUAUGUUGAGAAUUUAGAUGCUUCUUCAAAUGUCUUGUGAGCGAUUUGGUUGCCUCUGACAACUUUUAAUGAUCGCUAUUUGAAUAAUACUAGGGGUUAUAUGAGCCAUAAUUUGUUUGUGGUCUCUUGGAGCUGACAUUGUAACAUCUAAGAUUGACUCUCCUGCUUGUCUUCUUGAACAGACAACAUUCAUACGAUGCAACUUAACUGAGCAUUAUUCAUGUCCCUUUGUUUUGCCUUACUAUAUGCUAAAUGUUUUAACAUUUGGGAGAUCAUUCCUUCCUACUGUCUAAUCCCAUUCUGGUUGUUGGACAAGACACACAUUAUGCUCAGAACAGCAUGUGCCCUUGUCUGUGCUUCCCGUCAUUGUCUAAGAUGUGUUUCAUCCAGGUCAGACAGUGUUCAUAGUGGAGCCACCCCAGGACGUUGACUGUUUCAAGGGGGACUCUGACAUGUUUAGGUGCCUUGUCAGCCCCCUGGACCUGCCCUAUCUGGUGCAGUGGUGCCUAGACCAAAUCCCUCUGCAGCCCAGCCCCCUCAAUGAGAUCCAGGUAUCUGAGGGGGGAAUCUUCUCAUUCACCGUGAGGGAGCUGACACUUAUGGACUCAGGCACCGUCUAUGUGGUGAUUGGGGAUAAGAGCGCAUACACUUCACUAAUGGUCAAAGGUAACUCCCAUGGCAGGAGCCAUGGUUCGAAUUAUAUGGGGGCUAGAGGGAUCUGGGCACCCUCAUAACAAUCCUGGGUCCCCCUGUCCUAUCUAGAUCUAUGGCAGAUCUAUAGCUGUAGUAGAUACAAGAGAUGGAAGUGCAUCACUGCAUUUUCCCUCUUCUUUAGUUUCUCUGAAAUUGAAAUGAUACUUGCUUGACUUUUAACGUUCAUCUAGACUCGUCGUUGCAGUGUGCAUUGUAAAUGCACAAUUUAUGCAAUAUCAUUAGUGACACCCCCCAGGUGGUGUCCUCGAUACCUGUGGCACCAUUCAUACCAUCAGAUCGCAGUCAACCAUUCCGUAAUGGUCUUUGUUGGUCUUGUUCAUCAUUCUCUCAUCUUUGGGUCCUCAGAGUCAAGAGAGAAAGAUUCGAUUAUUGAAGGAUGGAUACUUCAUGUACAGCGGCAUCCCUGAUUCUUAGGUGUCCAGUUUAUUAGCAGAUUUCAUCUAUAUUUUUCGUAGCCAGACUAUUAUUCAUAUUCGUAUUACGGACUACAAAGGGAAACCCAGCCGCGAGCUGCCCAGUGACGCAAGUCUACCAGACAGGCUAAAUGCCUUUUAUGCUUGGUUCGAGACAAGCAACACUGAAGCAUGCAUGAGAGCACCAGCUGUUCCGGACGACUGUGGGAUCAGGCUCGCCGUAGCCGAUGUGAGUAAGACCUUUAAACAGGUCAACAUUCACACGGCUGCGGGGCCAGACGGAUUACCAGGACGUGUACUCAGAGCAUGCGCGGACCAACUGGCAAGUGUCUUCACUGACAUUUUCAACCUCUCCCUGACCGAGUCUGUAAUACCUACAUGUUUCAAGCAAACUACCAUAGUCCCUGUGUCCAAGAAAGCGAAGGUAACCUGCCUAAAUGAAUACCGCCCCGUAGCACUCACAUCUGUAGCCAUGAAUUGCUUUGAAAGGCUGGUCAUGGCUCAUAUCAACACCAUCAUCCCGGAAACCCUAGACCCAAUCCAAUUCGCAUACCACCCCAACAGAUCCACAGAUUACGCAUUCUCAAUCGCACUCCACACUGCCCUUUCCCAUGUGGACAAAAGGAACACCUAUGUGAGAAUGCUGUUCAUUGACUACAGCUUAGCGUUCAACACCAUAGUGCCCACAAAGCUCAUCACUAAGCUAAGGACCCUGGGACUAAACACCUCCCUCUGCAACUGGAUCCUGGACUUCCUGACGGGCCGCCCCCAGGUGGUAAGGGUAGGCAACAACACAUAUGCCAUGCUGAUCCUAAACAUGGGGGCCCUUCAGAGGUGCGUGCUUAGUCCCCUCCUGUACUCCCUGUUCACCCAUGACUGCAUGGCCAAGCACGACUCCAACACCAUCAUUAAGUUUGCUGACGACACAACGCUGGUAGGCCUGAUCACCGACAACGAUGAGACAGCCUAUAGGGAGGAGGUCCUUGACCUGGCAAUGUGGUGCCAGGAAAACAACCUCUCCCUCAACGUGAGCAAGACAAAGGAGCUGAUCGUGGACUACAGGAAAAGGAGGGCUGAACACUCCCCCAUUCACAUCGACCAGGCUGUAGUGGAGCGGGUCGAGAGUUUCAAGUUCCUUGGUGUCCACAUCACCAACAAACUAUCAUGGUCCAAACACACCCAAGGAAGUCUUGAAGAGGGCAAGACAAUGCCUUUUCCCCCUCAGGAGACUGAAAAGAUUUGGCAUGGGUCCCCAGAUCCUCAAAAAGUUAUACAGCUGCACCAUCAAUGAGUAUGCUUCUAUUGUGUCCUGGAAAAUAAACUAAGAAAUGAUUCCUAUCUGAAAACUAUUCUGAAUAUUGUUCAUGUGUAGAUGGGUACCUGAAUGCAAAGCCAUUGUUGCAUAAGUGCUGCCAAAAGCUCAACAAAUGCCUCUCUCUGUAUGCUGCUUAUCCUUUGUGCACUGGAAGGAUUUCAUUUUGUUUUGUGGUGGUGUUCAGCUGUGAAGACCAUGUUUAUUUCUGUACUGGUUUGAUUACUAUCUUCAUUUAACAAGUCAUCUGUUUCAUUGACCCACCCAAUCAUUGGAAUCAUCUUUCAUGCUGUUCCAAAGGACAGCAUGAAAGCAUCUGGAUCACUAUCAUCGUCCAUUACCCAUUGUUCUCCACCAUUUUGCUGCUUUUCCACUUCCAUCACAACUGAAGAUUUCAAAGAGAAUGUUUUGACUGAUUGUUAAUGAAUUUGGGCCUGUUCUUAUUUUUCUAGCCUUGCCUGCCAGCUUUAAACAAAAGCUGAUGAACCAGCAGGCCAAGGAAGGGGAGAGUAUCACUCUCUGUUCUGUGUUAUCCAAACCUGGGGCCAAGGUUCAGUGGAAGAAAGGCACUGAGAAUCUCAAAGCUGGAGAUAAAUAUGAGAUAAAGCAAAAAGAUGCCUCCUGCGAGCUUCAGAUAAAACAUCUGAAGGUUGAAGACAGUGGAGAGUACUCCUGUGAGUGUGGAGACCAGAAGACCACAGCGACUAUAAACAUCAAUGGUAUGGAUACAUAGUCUUGGUCAAUGGGAAUGUUGGGAAGUUUGUGUUUACAGGGGCUCAGUCACUCAAAUUGAUAUAUGUAAUGUCAUGUGUUGGUAGAAAACAUGUUUUUAGUUAUUGUAAAUACAAUAUAAUUGCAUAUUUAAUCCAAUGGUUUGUUAGCGUUACCUUUGACCUUCAAACACAAGCUGGAGAACCAGGAGGCUAAGGAGGGUGGCAGUGUUACCCUGCACUGUGAGCUUUCUAAACCUGGGGUCCCUGUGGAAUGGAGGAAGGGAACACAGGUGCUGAAGUCUGGAGAAAAGUACCAUAUGAAACAGAAAGAAUCUGUGAGUGAACUCCUGAUCAGCAAAGUAGUACCAGAGGACAGUGGAGACUACAGCUGUAUGUGUGGAGACUUGAAGACUACAGCCAGUCUCAAGAUUAAGGGUAAGAGGCAGAUUGUUGUCAUUGAAUAGCUACUGUAUGUUCCGCUGAAGUUGUUCUGUACUGUCUUUUUCAGUGCCAUUAUCAAGUUUCAAGUGUGAUUCAGUAGAUUAUUUUUAAGAAGGUGGUUUGGUAUAAUGGCUUUGAUUGUGUUGAAUAGGUAUAGUUGUCAUCUUGGCUUUGUUUAAUUUUGUAUGUUUUUGUGAUUCAGUGUCAGCAGCAGGUUCUGCAUUGCCUGAAAAUCCAGUGUUUAAGCUUAGAAGUAUUCCCAGCCAUUUGUCUAUGACUGUCUCUGUGUGUUAUCUGUCUCCGUCCAGUUGAUCUUUGUGUCUUUGUAGUCUGUGUGUUUUCAUUGUUUUGAUCAUGUUGUUAGUCUUUGUUAGUGAUCAUUCUGUCUCUGUUUCUGUGUUUGGGUUCAUUAUUUAAGUACCUGUUUUUUAAACUGUGCCAUUCUCAUGGUUUUAGAGGAUGCACUCAUGUCUGAUUGCCUCAUAUGAUUGGUUAGGCCUAUUGUUUUUUAAUGUAUUUUAUAUGGUUUAUUUUGAAUCCCCAGCCCAACCUGUUACAUUCAAACAAAAGCUGGGGAACCAGGAGGCUGAAGAGGGGGGCAGUGUUACCCUGCACUGUGAGCUCUCUAAACCUGGGGUCCCUGUGGAAUGGAGGAAGGGAACACAGCUGCUGAAGUCUGGAGAAAAAUACCAGAUUAAGCAGAAAGAAUCUGUGAGUGAACUCCUGAUCAGCAAAGUAGUACCAGAGGACAGUGGAGACUACAGCUGUAUGUGUGGAGACCAGAAGACUACAGCCAGUCUCAAGAUUAAGGGUAGGGUGACACUUCUUGUUACUGUAUGCACAAAAAUGUUGUUUACUUUUUUUUGAGUCAUUAUCAUUAUUGGCAUAUGCAUAUUAUUAGAAUUUUAGGAAUCAAUAUUGUUUUCCUCAGAAAUAUGAUUUUGUCUUAUUUGUCUUUGUACUGUAUGUUCCUACAUAUGGUCUGUCUCUGUCUGUGUUUUGUCUCUAUUUCAGUUCAGUUUUGUCUUUGCGUGUGGUCUGUCUCUGUCUUCAAUUUGUCCAUCUGUGUGUGUCUUUCUGUUGAUCUAACUCUGUUUGAUCUGUUUUGUCAAAUGUUUUGGACUGCACAAUUGCUCCUGAGUACGGUCAUAUAUUGGCAGAACAGGAAAUAUCCAGCUUUACAUAUUGCCUACAUGUCUCAGAGUUUUGUUCAUUUUGGUCACUUUGUCUCUGUGUUUGGAUUACCUGAGCUUUGAACCAUGUCAUUAGCUAGGUUUCCAUCCAACUGCCGACAGAUUUUCAUGCAAAUAUAAAACAAUCUGCAUGAAGAAAAUAUGCACAUUUUCCUACCAGUGGUGUAUUUCCACCAAACGGACUUGUUGCGGAUAAAAGUUAGUGCGUGAUGACAUAGUGCACACAAAAGUAACUUUUUCGCUUAAGUUUUCAUAUACCGAAUAAAAAUCGAAAGUUCAAUGUGUUUCCAUAGCAUUUUUAACUCUACCGACAGUUUUGUCGCAAAAACUGUUGCGUUAAAUAGCAAAUGUGCCUGCUCUGGUCUUGGUACGUGCGCUCUAGCAACAGCUGGCAGAUACAGUGCGGGUAGGCUAGUCUACUUGUUGAGAUUAUUAUUGAUAAGGGCGAGAAUAUUUUUAUUUGUCAAAUGGCAUCGAUCAUCAUCUCACCAGAAUAAGACCCUCAAUAUUUAUUGGAAAGGAGCAUCAAGAUCACCAUGCACUUUUACCACCCUUUGAAGUUCAUCAUAAAUUAUUUCGUCUGUAGCCUAAUAAACGGCAUAGUUUCCUGAGUCAAAGAGGAAGGACCACACACCAUUUCAUCGCUUGACUCCAAGUUUACUUCGCUAUGAUGGUUAUUAUAUCAAUUUUUGCGCAAAUAGGCGUUUCCACCACCAUUUCUCACAUAAUUCAUUUUACUGACACAAAAUGAUCCCACCAUGUCGAAAGAACAAAUUAUGUGGUCCUCUGUAGCUCAGCUGGUAGAGCACGGCGCUUGUAACGCCAAGGUAGUGGGUUCGAUCCCCGGGACCACCCAUACACAAAAAACAUUUAAGCACGCAUGACUGUAAGUCGCUUUGGAUAAAAGCGUCUGCUAAAUGGCAUAUUAUUAUUAUGUUGGCAUUUAUAAAAUUGUACAAAAAAUAGCUGUUUCCAUCACAGCUGUUGUGAUUUUAGAAGUUGGUUUAGAAGUUGCACUCAUGUCAAAUUAUUUUUCUGUUUUAUAUCAAAAUAUAUGGUAAUGUUUUAAUCCUCAGCCCAACCAGUGACGUUCAAACACAAGCUGGAGAGCCAGGAGGCUAAGGAGGGGGGCAGUGUUACCCUGCACUGUGAGCUUUCUAAACCUGGGGUCCCUGUGGAAUGGAGGAAGGGAACACAGGUGCUGAAGUCUGGAGAAAAGUACCAGAUGAAACAGAAAGAAUCUGUGAGUGAACUCCUGAUCAGCAAAGUAGUACCAGAGGACAGUGGAGACUACAGCUGUAUGUGUGGAGACCAGAAGACUACAGCCAGUCUCAAUAUUAAGGGUAAGAGGCAGAUUGUUGUCAUUGAAUAGCUACUGUAUGUUCCGCUGAAGUUGUUCUGUACUGUCUUUUUCACUGCCGUUAUCAAGUUUGAAGUGUGAUUCAGUAGAUUAUUUUUAAGAAGUUGGUUUGGUAUAACGGCUUUGAUUGUGUUGAGUAGGUGUAGUUGUCAUCUUGGCUUUGUUUAAUUUUGUAUGUUUUUAUGAUCCAGUGCUUAAGUUUAGAAGUAUUCCCAGCCAUUUGUCUAUGACUGUCUCUGUUUGUUAUCUGUCUCCGUCCAGUUGAUCUUUGUGUCUUUGUAGUCUGUGUGUUUUUAUUGUGUUGAUCAUGUUGUUAGUCUUUGUUAGUGAUCAUUCUGUCUCUGUUUCUGUGUUUGGGUUCAUUAUUUAAGUACCUGUUUUUUAAACUGUGCCAUUCUCAUGGUUUUAGAGGAUGCACUCAUGUCUGAUUGCCUCAUAUGAUUGGUUAGGCCUAUUGUUUUUUAAUGUAUUUUAUAUGGUUUAUUUUGAAUCCCCAGCCCAACCUGUUACAUUCAAACAAAAGCUGGGGAACCAGGAGGCUGAAGAGGGGGGCAGUGUUACCCUGCACUGUGAGCUCUCUAAACCUGGGGUCCCUGUGGAAUGGAGGAAGGGAACACAGGUGCUGAAGUCUGGAGAAAAAUACCAGAUUAAGCAGAAAGAAUCUGUGAGUGAACUCCUGAUCAGCAAAGUAGUACCAGAGGACAGUGGAGACUACAGCUGUAUGUGUGGAGACCAGAAGACUACAGCCAGUCUCAAGAUUAAGGGUAGGGUGACACUUGUUGUUACUGUAUGCACAAAAAUGUUGUUUAACACUUUCUUUUGAGUCAUUAUCAUUAUUGGCAUAUGCAUAUUAUUAUAAUUUUAGGAAUCAAUAUUGUUUUCCUCAGAAAUAUGAUUUUGUCUUAUUUGUCUUUGUGCUGUAUGUUCCUACAUAUGAUCUGUCUCUGUCUGUGUUUUGUCUCUAUUUCAGUUCAGUUUUGUCUUUGCGUGUGGUCUGUCUCUGUCUUCAAUUUGUCCAUCUGUGUGUGUCUUUCUGUUGAUCCAACUCUUUUUGAUCUGUUUUGUCAAAUGUUUUGGACUGCACAAUUGCUCCUGAGUACGGUCAUAUAUUGGCAGAACAGGAAAUAUCCAGCUUUACAUAUUGCCUACAUGUCUCAGAGUUUUGUUCAUUUUGGUCACUUUGUCUCUGUGUUUGGAUUACCUGAGCUUUGAACCAUGUCAUUAGCUAGGUUUCCAUCCAACUGCCGACAGAUUUUCAUGCAAAUAUAAAACAAUCUGCAUAAAGAAAAUAUGCACAUUUUCCUACCAGUGGUGUAUUUCCACCAAACGGACUUGUUGCGGAUAAAAGUUAGUGCGUGAUGACAUAGUGCACACAAAAGUAACUUUUUCGCUUAAGUUUUCAUAUACCGAAUAAAAAUCGAAAGUUCAAUGUGUUUCCAUAGCAUUUUUAACUCUACCGACAGUUUUGUCGCAAAAACUGUUGCGUUAAAUAGCAAAUGUGCUUACUCUGGUCUUGGUACGUGCGCUCUAGCAACAGCUCGCAGAUACAGUGUGGGUAGGCUAGUCUACUCUUUGAGAUUAUUAUUGAUAAGAGCGAGAAUAUUUUUAUUUGUCAAAUGGCAUCGAUCAUCAUCUCACCAGAAUAAGACCCUCAAUAUUUAUUGGAAAGUAGCAUCAAGAUCACCAUGCACUUUUACCACCCUUUGAAGUUCAUCAUAAAUUAUUUUGUCUGUAGCCUAAUAAAUGGCAUGGUUUCCUGAGUCGUAGUGGGAGGACCACACACCAUAUCAUCGCUUGACUCCAAGUUUACUUCGAUAUGAUGGUUAUUAUAUCAAUUUUUGCGCAAAUAGGCGUUUCCACCACCAUUUCUCACAUAAUUCAUUUUACUGACACAAAAUGAUCCCACCAUGUCGAACGAACAAAUUAUGUUGGCAUUUAUAAAAUUGUACAAAAGAUACCUGUUUCCAUCACAGCUGUUGUGAUUUUAGAUGUUGGUUUAGAAGUUGCACUCAUGUCAAAUUAUUUUUCUGUUUUAUAUCAAAAUAAAUGGUAAUGUUUUAAUCCUCAGCCCAACCAGUGACGUUCAAACACAAGCUGGAGAGCCAGGAGGCUAAGGAGGGGGGCAGUGUUACCCUGCACUGUGAGCUUUCUAAACCUGGGGUCCCUGUGGAAUGGAGGAAGGGAACACAGGUGCUGAAGUCUGGAGAAAAGUACCAGAUGAAACAGAAAGAAUCUGUGAGUGAACUCCUGAUCAGCAAAGUAGCACCAGAGGACAGUGGAGACUACAGCUGUAUGUGUGGAGACUUGAAGACUACAGCCAGUCUCAAGAUUAAGGGUAGGAGGAAGACAUGUUAUUAACUAUUUAUCAUACUGUAUAUGCAAAGCUGUUGUGCUUUCGUCCCCGCGAUGCCCUGUUACUGGUAUACAAUGUUUCAAAUGGAAGUUCAGUGUAUUGUCAAGCAGAAUGUUUAUUUUUAUUUUUAUAUAUGGGUGUCCAGCAGUUGUUGAUUAUGAUGUUGAUUUGUUGGUUGACUUUGUCAUGUUUAAGGAACUGUAAUGUUAUGUCUGUCUUUUUGUUUGUGUCUCUGGGUGUCUGUGGGUAGUCUGUUUCAGUGUUGUCUGUGUGUCUUUGUGUAUAUUGGUUUGAGUCAUGGUGUUACAGAUUGGUUGUUUCUAUAAUUUGUUUGUAUUUGUAUUGCUUUGUUCCUUGUUCCUUUGUGGGUGUUCCAUUGACUAUGCAAUGGUGAUUUUAGUUGUUCGUUUUUUUUACACUUUCAUUCACAACUAACCCACUAAUGGUUCCACAGCCCAACUUGUGACCUUCAAACAUAAACUGGAGAGCCAGGAGGCUGAGGAGGGGAGCAAUGUUACCCUGCACUGUGAGCUCUCUAAACCUGGGGUCCCUGUGGAAUGGAGGAAGGGAACACAGGUGCUGAAGUCUGGAGAAAAGUACCAGAUUAAGCAGAAAGAAUCUGUGAGUGAUCUCCUGAUCAGCAAAGUAGUACCAGAGGACAGUGGAGACUACAGCUGUAUGUGUGGAGACCAGAAGACUACAGCCAGUCUCAAGAUUAAGGGUAAGAGAAAAUUGAUACAUUCAGAAGUGCUUUUGUCACUUAAUAUAUUUUCAUUGAAUAUCACUAAAAUGAUAUUACGUUCACAGGUGUAACAUUUGUUGUACUGUAUUGUAUGCUGUCUUCAAAUUCAUUAUUUGUUUCUGUUUGUCUGUCAUUUUGUAUGUGUUCUGAAAUGGAGGAAUGGGGAAGGCAAAUAUCGUUUCGCUACAAUAAGGACAAAUAUUCAGGAAAAUGCUACAUAUCAGCUUGAUGCAUUUGAACUACAGUUGUGUUGGGUUUCAUAUUUGAACUCCAAUUACAUUAUUUGUCUUUCAUUUAAUGAGCAAGUGACUUUGAGUACAAACACUGUUAUCCCUAUGUACAAGGAAAUAUUCUUCCUCAAGGUCAAUUCAGAUGGGAUGAUAUAUGGGUUAACUUGAAUCCCAUCGUGUUGCGUGAAGCUUUCCACCAUCAUAGCCCCAAAGGCUGAAUGUUACGCCAGCUGUGUUCUCAGUAGACUUGCAGUUAUAUUGUUUGCCUUGCCAUUCAAAGUUGGAUGUUUUAUCAUAGCUGUGAAGCGCCCAGCUCCCCCAGUCUCCCCCAAACAAGAGCCUCCGAAGCAGGAUACCAAACUGGAAGAAGGUAGGGAGGGGAGUGGACAUGGAGAACGGUUUGGUUGUCUGCUUUAA
Messenger RNA from Coregonus sp. 'balchen', 50493 nucleotides. The record is from the annotation of a GenBank genome assembly. Lineage: Eukaryota; Metazoa; Chordata; Actinopteri; Salmoniformes; Salmonidae.